Molecule: messenger RNA, 44451 nt
Organism: Cinara cedri
Lineage: Eukaryota; Metazoa; Arthropoda; Insecta; Hemiptera; Aphididae
Source: the annotation of a GenBank genome assembly
CGCUGCCGCCGCCGCCGCCGCCGCCGCCGCUGCCGCUGCUGGGUCGUCGUCACUUCGGCUGUCAACCCGACAACGACGAUACGGUUGCCGUCGUCGGCACCGCCGCCUUUGUCGACCACGUGUGUGUCCAUUAGUCAUACAGGUGAGUGUGUGUACAACACGUUUUGAAUUUCUUUUUUCAUUUAAUCGAGUUUUUACAUUUUUACCGCGUAGAUCCAAUUAUUAUUAUGAUAUAAACAUGAUGGCGAUUCGUUUUACCGGAAACCAGUGUAAGCUAUUAAUUCCUUAUUCGUUGGUAAAAAAAAAAAAAAAAAUAAAUAAAUAAUAAUAAUAUUAAUAAUAAGAAACGUCGUAUAAUCGAGUGCGUCAGUAAAUUUUGGCAUGCCCAUAUCGUAGUAUCUUGUUAGCGAGACGGCGCGUUUUUAAAGUUAAGAAAUAUCUAACAGCUAUAUUCCUAUAGUUGAUGACCGAACCAGCAUCGCGUUACGGUAUCAAUCACGUAUUUCCAGACGGGCCAAUAGGUAUAAUUGUUAUAUCAUAAAAUGUUAAAAUAUAAAAAUCUACGAGAAAACGUUACAUACUUAUAUAUUAUAUAUUAUCGUGACAUGUGGGUAUUGUUUUUCUAAACACGUCGCAAACGGCUGCAUCUGAGUUCCGUCCCAAUAACCUAUACCAAUCCCGUCCCUGAUAAAAAGAAGUUUAAUUAAAAAAUCACCAUAUCAGUACAAUCAAAAAUAAUAAAUUCAGACACGCGGAUACAUAAAUAAUGACUGUAAAGUUUGAAAGUAAAAUAGUAUUAUCUUUAUUUUCAAAUAAUAAAUACAGUAUUAUUAAAUUCGAUUAUUUAGUGUGGUAAUUAAAAACAAUAUUAUCUCUAAAUUAUUAUUUAAAAAUUAUCUCUAAAAUUAUUUCUAAAUAAUAUAAAAUUGUUAUCGUAUUCGUACAUUUUAUACUUUAUUAAUAUAGUGUAGAAAAUGCGAAAAGGGACGGAACUCGUACGACCAAUUAAAUUACAUGGGAUGGAAUUUAAAGCUACACUUUAAAAUCCCGAGACAAAACUGGAAUAUCCUUAAAUUUAAAUUUUACGUUUGGGACGGAACUCGGAUGCAGCCGUGCAAACUCGUCAAAUUCGUUUAUCGUCGUUUAUCGAGUUCGCAUUAUUUUGUCGUAGACUUAUUUACUUAUUCACGUUAUUUAUCCGAAUGUUUAUAGUUAAACCUGCUUAAAAAAAAAAAAAAACGACUUGGGUCUAAAAAAAUUUAUUUGGAAAAAAUAUCAAAACAUUACUUUUAACCAACCAAUAAUAUUUGGUGAUGAAACUCAGAUGCUUAAUAAGUGAGUACUCGACGAUAUACGCAAUUAGAAAAAUUCUGACAUACUUCACAUGAUGGGUGGGUCAAUAUUGUAAGCGAGAAGUUGGGUAGGUGGGAUAUACAGGUGAAUUUAAUGUAUACCUUUACGCAAUGAGUAAUCACUACUCACGCAAAAAAAUAUAAGCGGAAUUAUAUUUACAUUUCGUAAAUUUUCCUGAUUUAUUUUCCAUUUACUAUAAAAACCCCUAGGAAAAACAUAAAAUGGACUACCCCAGUCCGAUUUUCUACCAGGAAAAGUGUAACACUUAAAAAUCGGAGCAAAAUUUAUAGUUGAAAAAAAAACAUCGUUGUAAAACUAAUACAUUCCUCGCUCCGCUCAGAAUCUGACAAAAAAAAAAUCACUACAUUACACUCUAAUUUUUACUUUUUACCACAACUUAUAAUGAACCUGCUUCGGUUAACUUUUCAAGCAUUUGUGUUUGUACAUACAAAAUUAAGAAAAAAGUUUCUUAUCAUUUUUCGAUAGGAGCUAGUUUACUGUUCGAAAAGUUGUUUACAGAUGGAAAAAAUGUUUUUUUAAAAAAACUCUCAUCGUAAUAAAACUUAUAGAUUCCUUUUUCUGCUUCAAAUCUUAAACGCGUGGUACAAUAAAUCUUAUAGAUCCCUCACUUCGCUCCGAAUAUAAAAUGAUCCUGCUGUGGGAUCGGAAAGCGCGUUUGGAAGUUCAAACUUUUUUGUCAUUUCUACAAUCCGUGAUUUUCCGCGUUUUCGCUUACCUGAAUUCUGUACAUGGGUUCACAUUUAAGGUUUCUUCACCAUAAAUUUCACUGAUUUUCAUUCUCGAAAACACAUAGUCAACCUUAACAUCAUGUGUUUAUCUAUAAUAUGUUUACCUAUUCACCAAUGUUACGACAAAAAGAAAAGAUAGAUUACUCCAAUAAAAUGAUUUUACAGUCGUCUUCGAAUGAAAUAUAUUUUUUUUUUUUAAAUAUUCUAAUAGAAUUUUAAUGUUGCGUCUAACCAUACAAAAAAAAAAAACCAAAUUCCACGUCUUAACUAAUUUGUAAAUACUUUGUAACUUAUUUAUCAAACCUUUGGUUUGGCGCAAGAAGGCCGACCAAUCAUCAAUUUUCAAUUUAUUUUUCUUCUACGUUGGCCUUUCUUGCACAAAGCCACAGAAAUAGUGGGUUCGGUUAAAAGGAUGCAUAUUAUAGGUACAUUUAUUUUGGUACACAGCAACUUUUCGUCCAACAGAACCCGUUCGGCGCUGUUAGUCAAAGUGAAUGUCCAUAAAUAAUGGGCCUCUAUUGUCAAACUCAACGGCGGUGUACUAUAAAUAGAGAAGAUCGGGGUGAAAAUAAAAUAUAAAUAAUCGUAAUAAUUUUCAUUUGCGGUAGGUGAUUUCGUAUCCGCAGUAUUGACAAUGUUGAGCCCGAAGAUGCAGAGAUGCGUCCGGGUCGUGGACAAUCAAUUGCUGAUGUUGUCUGACCGCGCCCGCACUGAUAGCACGCUCACCGGGAAUCUUCACAAAAAAGCAUCGGACAGCGGAAGAUGGAAAAACCGAUACUUCGUACUCUAUCAGGUAUGCGAUUAUAAUAUUAUACAGUUUCGCUCUUUCCUAUAUAUAGUUAUUGCUAAAAAAUAAUAUGUGUGCGACAAUUAUCAAUGAUUCGAUUAUAAUAACGCGAUUGCAAAUUAAUUUCGCAUCGUUCAAAUACAUUUUAAUAAUCUAUAAUCUGUAUGCGCGAUACUAUAUUAUUCUGCCCGAAUGAAUGUAGAGAAAAAAAUGAUGGGGAUGGGUGCAGUCACUGUUAUAGGUAAUUCAGUGUAUACCUGUAAGCAACGGUUGCUAACGAAAAACCUAUUCUGAGCGGAGUUCAGUUAAUAGUGAUGCUUUGUCAACAAUAUAUAUUAAGUGUUAUUAUAGUAAAAUAACUACACAGCCGUUAUACGAUUUCCUUUAACAAUAUUUGUUUAAUGAACUGAAUUCCCGUUUAUCCUCGGUUUUUUUUUUCAGUUUUUCACAUUUAAUGAGAAAUUCCCGAGAAAAUCGAAAAACGACCUCCCUAAAGUACCUCCCCAGUCCGAUUUUCUUUCUUUUGGAAAAAUCGCUGCACUUAAAAAUCGGAACAAGAUUUCCGGUAGGAAAGUUGCGCACAGAUAAAAAAAAAAAAACAUCUUCGCUCCAUUUAUAAUCUAAAAAUAAUUAUAUACAUACAGUAUUUUCGUUUUAAACUUAUUAUAUCGUUUGGAGUUUGUUUCGAGCGUUUUAAUAAAUUAUUAUUAAUACAUAUUAUUGUAGUAAUCGAGGGAAUAAAUAAAUAAUUAAUGGAACGAACUAAAGUUCGGCUUUGACGUCCGUCGAUUUAUUGAAAUUAUACAAUUUUAAAUGUCUACUUUAAUUUUUAUGAAUGUUUAAACCAUUUAAAAUAACAAUAAUCGUCUGAUCCCGUUGAACAUUGUCCAAAUUAAGAUUUUACAAUUUGACCAGAUACUGUGCAGUUCUGUACUGUUGAGAAAUUAUGGUUUUAAAUAUUAUACAUUUAUUUUCCGCGAAUAUUUCACGGAAUACCUAAAAUUAUAAAUUAAGAAUAACCGUUAGGAUAAUAAAUUAUAAUCGCUUUUUUUUUCUUUUUUUUUUCUUUAACGAUUGCGUUGUUUAACUUGUUAUUAUCCACGUCAUAAUUUUUUCAGAGUUUUCUGCAACAACAAUAUUUCUCCUGUAGACCCCUUAUUUUAAUAGUCGUUCCCAGUCUAUUCCCGUUAUUCUCGCCACGUUAGAAUUUAUAAAAUCUACUGGUUUCUUAAUUUAACAAAAUUAUUAUCGUUCUGUAUUUAUUAUUAUAAUUUGUUUUUCGUUAUACGUUACAUAAUAUUUGCACGGUUAUUUGUUUUACCUGUUGUUGUUGUUGUUUCUUUUUUUAUAAUAAUUAUUAUUAUUUCGUUAUACCUAUAAUUUUAGGUUUCUGAUGACAUAUUAUUAUAAUUUGUCUAGUCAUAAUAAUUAAAAUAUUUGAAGCUGAUAAAAAAAAAAAAAAAAACAACCUUUUCAAUAUAAAAAGACGAAUGGACGGUGAGCACUUGGAAACGAUUGAAAUUAAUAUCGUGAUGAUAAUAAUUGUUUGAUAAGAAACUGAAAGAAAUAUUGUCUUAACAAUAACAUUAUAAGGUUAUUUUAAAUCUCGCGUAAUUAUGAAAAAAUGGUCAGCGGAUUUUAAUCUGUACUAGCAUAAUGUAUAACUGCGGUAGUAAUUAAUACAUUAUUCUACGAAUGGUAUGAAUACUAUAGGUACGGCGUUUAAAAGCAUAUUAUGUACAUGAUACAGGGUGUCCCACGGAUAUCUGACAAACGAAAUAACUAUUGUUCUCUAAACAUACAUUUAAUACAUAUAUAUUAUAUUAUAUAUCCUGGACUUGAGUAAAAAGUGUCAAUGUCACUUUUUGGUUAAAAUGAGUUAUGUGGCUAAUCAUAUAAAAUUGUAUACGCUUUUUCUUAUGGUGAAAAGUCAUAUCUUAAUAAUCAUUAUUGUGAGAUUUAAGAAGACAUUUUUGUUAGUAAAAUGACUAUUGAACUAAAAUACUAAAAAUGUGUUUUAUUCUUAAUUUCUCAAAAGUGAUUAAAAUUAAGAUUAGCCAUUAUUGACUCGGAUGUGUUCUAAUAUUUUUAAGUGAUAUUUUUUGUGUUAUAAUCACUUGAGUCUUACAUCACAUAUUUUCGACCAGCGCUCGUGUUGAUAAACGCGACGAAUUGGAUGUCGAUUACGUUUAUUGAUUUUUAAAGAAAUUCCGACUUGCAGAUAAACUACAAUGAACAUAAUAAUGUUAUAGGAUUACUUUCGAGGGCAGGGUUUAAACAGGUUUAGUACAAUUGUCGAGCACAAUAAUUGUUUGUUUUUAGAUAUUAAAUAAAUAUGAUAAACUCAUAAAUAGGUCCCCAGAAGCUAAAUAUCUUAACCUUACAACUUUUCGGCCAUCCAAAAGUGGGAGAACCCGCCUCUUUUUAUUUUUUUUUGAGGGGGAGACACGACUAUCGAUGAUGUGUGUAAAAUACCGCGAGCAGACAGAAGUAAUCCUAUACUCUGUAGGCAUUUUGUCACAGAUUGAUAAUGAAAUAUGAAUAUCGCCACGGACAACCGUGUGUCAUAUGGACACGUUUCAUGCCGCGCGACAAAAAAUCGCUUCGUGUGAACCCGUUUUUUGAUACUGUCCAGUGUCCACGCACACGUCAUACGAUAAGUAUAAUAUAGGUACCUAAUAGAGUAAUAAUGUUCACACAGAUCGUCCAGUGUUGUCGGUUUCAAACAGAAAAAAAAAAGUAUAGAUUGGUACUUGGUACUUACCUAAAUUUUACGACAACCAGCCGCAGCCGCGACAACAGUAAUAAUUAUUGUCAAACUGAACUUAACACCACAGUAAAUAUAUGAUUCUGUACGUUUGUAAUUUUUUGAAGUACUUUUUUAUUCCGUAUGUUUGACGAAAAUAAGGUUUAUUUUUACAACCUGACCCUUAAAUUAGUACGGUUCCGUACAAAAAUGAGUGUAACGUUGCUAACGCGUACGCAGCCGGAUCCCACAACGUUUACACGUCAUAAAAUAUGCUUACAGUUUUUAAUACCUGCUAUACGUUCUAAACCCGCUGACCGGUAAAGCUACCGUGUGAUGAACGGUUUUUUUCCCCCGUUCUGCGCUUGAUGAAUACAACAAUGGCAAUCUAGCGACCACGAUCCAAGCUCAGAGGAUGUGCCAACACCAAGACAUCAUAUGAUGACCGUAAUAUAUUAUUUCCCCACAAAAUCCCCCCCCCCAAUAGAUGUCUACAUUUCUAAUAUAUUUAGGAUCAUUGUUUAUACAAUUUUGUAAUAUUGUUUAUAUAAUUAGUAUAGUUCCUAUGUCUUAUUAUUUUUGAUUUCUUUCUUAAGAUAGAAAAUUUAAUAUAAUUAGAAAUAUGAUUAGAUUUCUGAAAAGCUAAAUGAUAUAAUUUAUUUUCUUCAAUAAUACGUUUUAAUUCAUGGCUAAACCAUAAAAUGAAAUUAGAAUGAUUAGAUAAUGUAAAUGUUGAUACACAAUCAUUUAUGAAUGAAAAAAUGUUUGAAUAAAAUAAACUUAUAUUAGAAUUUAUAUCCUUAUUCUGAUAGAUACUGUUCCAAUUUAUAGCGCCUAUUUUAGUAGUAAUUAGUUUAUUAUUUGCUUUAUUCCAAUCAUACAUAGUUUCAUAAUGGGUUAGGUUAUUAAUACAAUGAUAGGGUGGAGAAUAAUUAGUAAUGCGUGGAGAGUGAUGUAAAUCAACAUUUACAAUAGGUAAACUAUUAAAUAAUAUAGUACAACAAUUGAAGUUUGUUUAUGACGUACUCAAGGAAAAUAUUAUUCUGAUUCAAAAAAUUAUUAAUUUGUUUAAAAUUUUAAAACGACAAAUCGUUAAAAAAAAAAAAAAGCAUAAUUAGCGUAGUGGAAAGUUGCCGAUGGUAGAUUAAAAUCGCCUAACAAUAGAAAAUAUGUAUUAGGUUAAUUAGUUAACAAUUCACCAGUAAUAUCCAAGUAUAAUUUAUACAAAUCUACCAAUGCACCAGUAGGAAAAUACACUGAACUAACAAUACAUAUCUAAAUAUAAAAGUAUAAUUUCUAAAGCACACAUGGAUAUAUUUAACAAUUGAAUCUAAUUUAUUAUUUACAACAAUGAGGACACCACCUCCUCUAGAGAGACUACUAGUAUUAACAUUUCGAUCAUAUCUAUAAGCAUUACAAUUAUUACAUUUGUGAAUAAAUGAUCGAGUUUUGGUCGAUUGUCGGAUUAUCGUACCCACGUCCCACUAUGUACAAAUGCUAUUUGCUUUCUGUGAGUCUAUUUGCAGACUUAACCUUAAUGUUUUGUACAAUAUCUAUACUUAUACCCUGCACCACCAACUUAUUAGAAUUAUAAUUCGUAAUAUGGAUAGUAGAUACCUCUAACUACACACUUGUACGUAUUUACAAUGUUUUUUUUGUGAAGGUGUUUUUAAUAAAAAAAAAUACGGGCUUGGUUGGAAACCGCGGCCCCUAGGCCCUCCUGGAGACGCCUCUGUUCACCAGUUUAAUCAAUGAUAAAAUUAGAUAACUUUUGAAACCAUGGAAAACAAAAAUAUUAUUAGUUAACAUUCAAAUAAGUUUUGUUAUUAAGCAAUAUGACCAUCAUUCAAUGAAUAUUAAACUACUCAAUUUGGCUGUUAUCUUCUAUAUUUUAACAUUCUACAAUGUUAACAGUGGAACAGAUGCAACUAUUAUAAAUAAUUGUAUAUAUACCUGUAAGAAACGAUAAGCCAUUGCUUAUAAACAAAAUUCUGAGUGAAGUUCAGUUGAUAAUGAUGCUUUGUCAACAAUAUAUGUCAUACUAUAGUAAAAUAAUUAAAUAAACUUUAUAUAUUUUCUUUACUAAUAUUUGUUUAAUGUUGUACCGAUUUUCCCAGUUUUUCUACGUUUUUCUUCUGCUGGGAAAACUCUUAGGAAAAUCGAAAAAAUGACCUCCCUUAAGUACCUUCCCAGUCAAAUUUCAGAAAAAUUUCUAUCAUUAUAAAUUGGAGCAAAAUUGCUGGUAGAAAUUUUGUGCACAGAUCAAAAGAAAGCCGUAACAUAUUUUAAUUAAUACCUUUUGCAUUUCUUAUAUAAUCCCGUUUUUCCUCUUCUUUUUUUUUCUGUUGUUCAAAUUUGAUGAGAAAAAUCUGAGCAAGUCCUCUGAUAGAAAAGUUACGCACAGAUAAAAAAAAAAAAAAACAUCUUUGUAAAACUAUAAGCUUCUUCGCUCCACUCAGAAUCAAAAAUAGCUUUAUGGUCAUAAUAAUAAUAUUAAACAAUGCUCAAAUUGUCUUAUCGCAUCAGAUUGUUUGGAAAUUAGAUUACAAUAUGAAACGACGAUCGCAAUGAUAUGAUUCAAGUAUAUAAAAACACAUUGGAAAAAAAACUAAUUACAUACUAUCGAAUAUUUCAGACACGGUUAGUGUGUAAUUAGAUAUAUCUACUAUCUAUACAACGAAGUAUAAUUAUUCUAAUAAGUUGUUGAUGCAGGGUGCGAGUUUAAAUAUUGAACAAGUCAUAUUAUAAGCAAACAGACUCACAGGAAGGAAAUAGUAUUUGUACAUAGUGGAACGUAGGUACGAUAACCCGAAAGUCAAUCAAAACUCGAUAGUUUAUACAAAAUUUAAAAUAUUAAAGAGUGUCUAUAAAUAAUUGAAAUUUAACGAUAAACCAUUAAAAUUAUAAGAUUAUCUAUAUGAAAACAUCAACGUUGUCAGCGUGAUAAAUGACUGUAAAAUUAUAAUACUAUGAAUUAAGUUGAAAAUUAGCGACAGCGAUAACUCGGGUUUGGAGCUAACACAAAUUUUUAUUUUUAUAUAUUCUGAAAACACUAUUUGAGCACUCAAAUUUGUUGUUAUAGCGGGAAUUAGUACUUUAAAUUCUCCCGCAGCGUGAAGUUAGCAAGAGAUUUUUAUAAUCGUGGAUAAUCGAUGGCAGGAUGAAGCACUUAUUUUUUUUGUACAUUCUAAAAGCACUAUAAUUGAACACUAAAAUGGUAGUAUCGCGGGAAUUAGUGCUUUUCAAGUUCUCGCUAACUUCACGAAUCUUUGCAUUUGUCAGAUCUCCAUGAGGCACCCUAUGUAUGGAAAUUCUCAUUUUUACGUUUUUAUAUGAACAUGCUCAACAAUAUGGUCUAUAUAACGUUUUAAACUUGUAAUAAAUACUUAUAAUUAUAAUUAUAGAGGUAACAUAGCUAUAAUAAAUUAUUUCUACCAACAUUUACUGAAAAUUGAUCAUUUGAUUAAAAUAUUCUAAAAAUAAUUAUAUUCGUGUAGUUUAUAUAUAGGGAAUCUAUACACAUUCAGUUGAUUCUUUAUGUGUAUACUUUUCGAACCGGGUAAAUUAAAGAUAUAUAUAAACAAAAAGUUUUUUUUUUUUGAAAGCCGAUUAUAAUUUUAUUUUAUUUAAUCAGUGGUAAAAUACGAUAGUUUAAUAUUAUAUUAGCAUAGCGUAAUAAUUGUUUUCCAAGUUUGAAACGAUAGCUUUGCAUAUUUUUAUCCCUUUCAAGAAUCGAGUUAUUGAAAUUUCGCGAUUCAUUAAUAUUAAUAUUCUUUUAAACUCACCUCUCCACUAAAUAUUCCUUAUCCGUUGCACGAAUAUACUCCUGUUUUCCAUGAGGGUUUAUCAACUCUAGCUAAUAGAAGAAUAGACAAUAACCAGUGGCGGCUCGUGGGUAAAAUAAUUGGUGAUGCACAUUGAAAAAAUUGUAUACAAUAAUUACAGUCGAUCUAGAAGACAAGAACUAAAAUUAAUAUUUUUUUUAAAUAGGAAAUUCUUAGAUAGAAAUCUACAAUAUAUUAGGGAAUUAAUACGUUUGUUUUUGUUACAUUACAUUAAAUAAUAUUAUUUAGGAUUAUUUAGGGUCAAGUCUGUAUUUAAUAAAAUAAAAUAAAAUAUUAAAAAAAACCAAUUGCAGUUGACAACUGUAAAAGUCUGUUUACUAUUUUAUUACAUAAUUUGAUUCCUCGUUUUAAAAUAAUCUAUUACUAUAUUUAUUAUUGUAUAAUAUAUUAAUAUAUAUUUAAUUUUCAUAUUCGAAAACGAAUGAAACAUCGCAUCUUUGCAUAGAUAUUUUAACAUCUGCAAUGCUAAAGAAUGUCUAUAUUAAAUUCCUUUAAAAAUUCCAAAGUUGCUUAGCCUCGUUCAAAGAAAAACAUUCUUUCGCCAUCAGUUAAAAUAUGUGCAGCUUUCAUACUAAACAUUUAAUAGAGUAAUAAUAUAAGGACAAACGUUUCGUAUUAAAACAUUUUCGAAGUUAUCAUAUAUAAUGAAGUUAUCGCAUAUAAAUGUAUACGUUUUUAGAUUCGGAGUGAGACCAGGGAUCUAUUAUUAGUUUUACUAUAUUUUAUUAUUAUUAUUUUUAUUUUUAUGUCAUUUUUAUAUCAAGUAUAGCACCUUUUCUGAAAUGUAAUUUUAUCUUGGAAGUGCAUUGGAAAGAUCAUUUUUUAAUUUUUUUAAGGGGUUUUCAAAAUAAUGGGGAAAAAUCCCGAAAAAAAAUUAUAGAUAAACCGGAAAAUAUUUAGGGUUUGCUGUGGUGUCACCGUUUUAAUUAUUUUUAAUUUUUUCAACUUGUGUUUUCUACCAGAAAUAUUGCUCCUAUCCAAAAAUGACGAAAGACUGAUUUAGUUCCUUUUAACUUACAUAUAGCCAGUGACAGAGAAAGUAAUUUUUUGAUAUCUAGAGAAGCUUUCAUACAAAUUGGGAAAAACCAAACAUUUAAAUUGAUUAAUACAGGUUUGCCCGAUUGCGGUCCAAAUUUAGGUAGUCCUAUUUUAUCCUAUAAAUAAAUAUCUCGAUUGCGUUCCAAGACAUAUUGGUUCACAAAAUACUAAAUAGAGUAUAAUCGUGUAAAUAAAUAAAACACAAUUUCAUAUAAAUAUACUGAUACAUUUUUACAUUAUUUACAUUAUAAUUGCUAUUUAAACAUAUCAUAGAUGUCGAAUUAUUAAAAUUUACAGUAAACAUAUAGGUAAUGUAAAAUAUAUAAAUAUUGUCAGAUUAAAAUUACAUAAAAAAUUUGGAAAAAAAAAAUUGAUUAGGUUGAUUUAAUUGUUGGUUAAAUAUCUUUGUUUUAUCAUCUUUAAUAUAUACUGGAAAGCACUAUUUGCGACAAAUAUGGAAUAUGGGUAGCUUAUUUAAAGCACUGUAUUAUAUUUAUAUAAAAAUAAUUUGGACGCAAUCGGGGUUACUUAUUUAAUUUUAAUAACCACUGAAAACGGUAUUUCUUAUCUACUUUGCACUGGCCGCAGUGGGGAUAUGAAAAAGGAAAAAAGGUAACUUUAGGCUACAAUCAGAAAACGUCCGAUUAAUAUUUACAGCAACGUGGCGUCUCUGUUUCAUUAUUUUAAUUUAUACAAACGAUGUUUUCUAAAAAUCUAAGAAAUCUUGCCCUAAUUGAAAAAUGACAUUAAGAGACCUUUUUUUUUAAAUUUUUUAUCUAGUUGUUAACCGGAAAAGGCGCUUUUUGAUUUGUUUGUGUAGUUUGUUUUAAUAAUUGAAUAAAACCUAAAAAUACAUAGAAAGAACCGGAAAUUGUACAAAUACAAUUAUUUUAUUAUACUAUAUUUUGUUUUUUUAAUGCAAUUCAGUUAAAUAUAUUCGUAGAGACUUGAAAUUUAGACAGGUAACUUAGAUUUUAUUUUUUUAGACGUGGAAAAACUUUCAAAACAUAUGAUAUAUUUUUGAGCUAUUUAUAAACAUUUAAAUUUUAUGAGUUUUGUACGUAAUUUUUAUUUGGUACUCUGUGUAUACAAUUGUUAGACUAAACAGAAAUGCUUAGCAAAUUUAACAAGAGGUAUAUUGUAAAUCGUACGUAGUGGUAAAAAAAAAAAAAUUAUGUGUUAUGUAGUAAAUUUUUUUUAUUAGAGUUAAAAUCAAUUUUUGAUGAAAAUCGUAAAUUGUACGGCAUUUCAAAACAUGUAUUACCAAACUUCACACUGAAUAUUUUUUCGUUAGCAAUGAUUUAUUUUGUCAUAGGUUGUCACAUACUAAUAUGUAAUAUAAAUAUUGUUUGGACGAACUCACUAUAAUUAGGAAAAGUUAAACCAAGAAAAAGUUACAUUAUCUAAACAAUUAUGUUUACGGAACAAAUUUGUAUGAUAAUUGCUAUUGUAACGCGACCCUUUUAAUGGCCCCAACCGGUGUUUCUGCAAUUAAUUUUAAUAGAUAGUCACUGUAUAUCUGGUUUCAUCUCUGCAAACUUAUUCCUGCUAAGGACUAGUUAAGAAAAAUAAGUAACGAUACAAAAAUAUUACCAUGUAGAUUUCAAGAAGAAUUUCAAAAUAUUAAAUUCGUUAAAUAAUCAAUAGAACAAAUGUAGUACGUUGUUCUUAAAUCCAAAAUAGACAAAAAAAAAAAAAGCCGAUAUUAUACUUUUAACAACAAAUGAAAUACUCCUAUAUUUUUUUCGGUUUUUCCCUAUAUUUUGACAAUUCCUUGAAUUCCUGGAAAUAUUGCAAAUCGUUAUUUUAAUUUUUAGUUUUAAAAUUUAAAAAAUGUAUACCUACCUACAGUAGAAAGUCGAUUAACCGUCACUCUCUGUUAUCCGUUAUCAGUCACCGUCUUCCUUCUUCAUAAAAUACGAAACAUAUUGCCGCUCAAAAAGAUCAUACCUCAAAAUAAAAAAAGAGCUGAUACUGGGGAUGGAAGCGGCCACUGUUGUAGGUGAGAAGUUGGGAAGGUAGGAUACAUAACGUUAUUUCAUUAAUAUCUGUUAAUAUCAUUAAUAUCAACGAUAAACCAUUGAUUGACGAAAGACAAUUCCAAGCACAGUUUGAUAAUUCAUAAUUUGAAGUGCCGUAAUUUUUUUUUUGCGAUUUUCGUUUAAAUUUGAUUAGAAAACUCUUAUUAAAAAUAAAAAAAGUCGUCCGAAGAUUUUUGGAAAUUUUACCACGUCUAAGUAAGUCCAACAUAAGUAUUAUUACCAAGUUUCAAGUCUCUACGUGUAUUUAUAACCAAAUUACAGCAAGAAAAUCUCAAAAAUUAAAAUUCCUUUAGAGUUUAAAAGUUGCUCAAAGGUUUUGGCAAUGUUUUAAAAGAAGUUGCUACAUCUAAAAAUCGGAGUAAGUUUACUAGGAAAAAAGGUGUCCACAGACUAGAAGAAAAAAAAAUAAACAGCUUAGUAAAACCAAUAGCUCCCUCGCUACAUUUGGAAUCUAAAAAAAACAGAAGAAGAUGACGGAUUAUUUUGUUUAGUAUUUUUAGUAUAGUAUAAUUUUUGUUAUUAUUAUUUCAUUAUUUUUGUUUGCAAAUACACACGUUUUAAAAUAUAUACGUUUAUUGCAAAAUUUCUGUUAACCGUCCAUUUGAUUAACCAUCAUAGUCUCGGUCCCGUGACUGACGGUCAAUCGAGUUUCUACUAUAUUUUAAGUUUAUAUUUAUAAUAAACUAAUGCGAGAAAUCUCAUUUUGCGAGCGUGCUACAAUUCUGGUGUUUUUUUUAUAAUUAUUUACCUAUAUUUUAUUUUGCAUUUGUAAAUUAAUAUUUCAAUCGGUGAAUUAUAAUACAAAUUAAAAAAUUAAUUUAUCAAUAUUAAUAUUGAUGACCAUAGAAACUAAUCGAUAGAAUAAACAGACGUGAACGGUGGGACACGACGGACAUAAAUGGUAUCAGGUAUUUCCAUGGACGUAAAUAGGGUCCUCAAAUGAAUAGGGCUUGAGUCCAAAAGGACUAUUGGUCUAAAUAAUAAUAAAGGAAAAUCAAUACCGGUAAACAAAUACCAAAAUCAAAACAUGGUUUAUUAUACACACAUAUUUUAUACGUAAUGAAUUAUUAGUGAUAUUUAUAUAAUUGGACGAUGCGGCCUAAUUAUACCCGUCAUCCGCAUGGCUGCACGACGAUGAAUUUAGGUGACAGGAUAACAACUGAUCAUAGUUUAUGGAACAUUGUAAGUAGUGAUGGGCCCUACCAAGUGAAAACUAUCGAACUACUCGAUAGUUUAACACUUCCAAUUUACUCGGUUGUUUUUAAAAAUUCAAAACUAUCGAAACUCGGAUAUCGGACUAUUGAAUAGUUCAGUCUAUUGAUAAUAUCUAUUCAUUUGAAAAAUAUUAGUUUUUUUUUAAACUAUCAAUAGUCAAAACUAGUCGGUUCCGCCAAUUACUAAUUGAAACGUUAAAACAAAAAUCCAAUGAAAACUUACCUACAUAUUAUUACAAUUAUUAUAUUUAUAGCUAUUACCAUUGAUUAUACAUAUUAUAAAUGCGGAUUAUAUUUAUUAUAACAAAGAUUAUCUGUAUCUUCGGGAGGGCUUAAAAUGGUUCAGAGAGGGCUAAGCCCGCCUAAGUCCGCCUAAGUCCCCCCUGUUUACGUCCACGGGUAUUCCAUUCAUUUUAUGUACGUAUAAAAACUUAAACAACUUAUACCUACAUAAACCUAUACCUAUACCUUAUACCUAUAUAAAAUAAGUCUGAUUUAAAAAAACCUAUCCUAAGAUAAUGAGAAUGGAUGGAGCUACUAUUGUAGAUGGAAAGUUGGGAAGAUAGUAUGUAGACAAGAAUUUAAUAUAUAUAUCUGUAAGCAACGAUUAACCAUUGCCAACAAAAAAACGAUUAUGAGCCAAGUUCGGUUGAUAGUGUUGUCCUAGGUUUUUCCUAUUUAUUGUGAAAAUCAAAAAAUGACCUCCUUAAAUUACCACUCCAGUUAGAUUUUCUAUGCUAUUGUUGUAAAUCAGAGCGAAAUUUCUGGUAAAAAAGUUGUCCACCUUAAAAAAAAUAAAUAAACGUCAUUGUAAAACCAAUAACAUUCCUCGCUCCACUCAGAAUCUAAAAAUUAUACGUAAUUAUAUCAUUGGAAACAAAAUGUUUAAAUUAGUUUUUACUCCUUGAUUAAAAAUCUAUUUUUCUAUGACCAUUAAUGGUAAAAUUAAGAGAAGGAUUUAAAAUAAUUCAAUGCAGUUAUAAAUAUUUUAUUUGACAUUUUUCGUCUGUGUCCUGUUUAUUUUCAAACUAAAUUAUAAAUUUUAGUAAAUUUUGAAAAUAAUUAAAUAGAACAAAACUAUCCCAAGUCCUAUAAAAUUAUAAUUUAAAAUUGUGAGUUAGAUUUACAGAUCUUUCUGAAACUUGUUUCAUUAUUACUAUUAUUAUUUAUUACUUUUUAUUCUGAUUCGUAUAGUUUAAUUUACGACGCACUUCUACUAUUGAGUACCGAGGUUUCUUGAAAAAGCAACAAAUUUAGGUCAGAUUCAUUUGUAAGCCAGUUAAGCUAAAUAAAACGUAAAUAGACCAUUAAAAAAAAAAAAAACCAAGAAUGGGAGGAAAAGGAAUCGAAAUGAACAACCCUUUCGAUAUUGUUUGUAUAUAUUAUCAUAUCUUAAUAGGGGAAAGUAGCAGGUCAAUGGACAACAGUUUUAUUUGAUCAUCAAACUUCCAUUUACAUAUUUAUUUUUGAAAAUUUGAAAAAAGUUAACUUUUAAUUGAAAUAUGAAUGUGUAGCAGGGAUUCCAACCACUGAAAUUCUUUAGGUGAGUCGUAUAAUUUGUGUAACGAGUGCAGAUUAAAUGGCAUGUGAUUUCGUAGAAAAUUAACAUAAUUUGAAAAUAAUGAGUUUAUUAAUAUGUGCUCAAAUUCUACAACACACAUAAUAAGUAUUUAAUGAUAAAAAGUUUAUAAAUUCUUAUAGCUUCGGAAUAGCUAAGAAAGCGAUGUUUUAUUUUUACUAUUGACUACGUCAUGUGACUUACCAAAUAUUCAUUGUAUGCUCUGAACAAUAUUAAAAUUAGUAUUUUAAUAAUCAGAUAAAUAUCUAAUCUGUUUCAUUUGUUGCUAUUAUGUUAAAUUACGUAAGUAAUGCCAAAUUUGAACAUAAUAUUAAAUUUGGAACUAACAAAGUUUAUAUUAAAAUCGGCAAACGUUACUUUUUAAUUGAACAAGAUUUCUGGUAGUUAAGUUGUACACAAACACAAAAAUAAAAAUAGUUUUAAAAAUGCAUACGCAUCAGAAUUCAAAAAAUAUAUCCCUCAAUAUGCUAAAGAUCUUAAAAAAAAUACAAAUAUAUUAAUUUCUAUUUGUUUUAUGUAAACAUCUAUAAAAUUAUAAACCGUUCUAUUAAAUAAAAAAGGCGAAGGAGAAUCCUUGAUGUAUACGUCACAUUUUACCAAAAUAUGAAUUCCUAUAAUAUUAUUUUUUAAAUUUAAAUUUUUCAAGAGCAAGCAAAUGCAUUUAAACUAUUUAGAUUCUAAAUGGUUUUUAAAUUAAUUAGUUAUGUUCUAAAUUUUAGAACAUAACUAAUUAAAUAUGUGUUAUAGUGAAAAUUAAUUCAGUGGAAUGAACAGGAGAGUAAAUUUGUUAUCAAUAGUUUUACCUUUAAUCAAAUUAAUAAUAAGGAAUCUCUUAUAUUUCAGUGUAAUAUAUUAUUAUAAGUACCUAGACACAAUCUUCAAUUUUCAGUAAAACAAUGAUAACAAGAGGUACUGAAACUGGAGGUUUUACCUUAAACGACGGUGAAUGACUUUGUUAUAAUACGGGUAAUAAAAUAAAUGUUUAAUGAUCUAUAGCGCUAUAAUUUAUAUAAACAAUUUAAAUUUAUUUUGAAAUUAAAAAGUGAUAAACAAGUGAUAAGUAAUAUUAAAUUAAUAUACUUAAAACACGCAAAAUUUAAAACUUUAAUAAAUUACCUUCCUACGUAAUAAAUAUUAAUACAGAUAAAAAAAAGAGUUGAUACUGGGGAUGGAAGCGGCCACUGUUGUAGGUGAGAAGUUAGGAAUUUAGGAUACAUAAGGUUAUUUCAUUUAUAUAUGCAAGCAACGAUAAACCAUUGCUUGACGAAAGACGAUUCCGAGCGCAGUUUGAUAAUAAUACAUAAUUUGAAGUACCGUAAUUUUUUGUUUUGCGAUUUUCGUUUAAAUUUGAUUUCAAAACGCUUAUUAAAAAAAAAAAAGUCGUCUGGUCAUUUUGGAAAUUUUCCCACGACUAGAUAACUCCAAUAUAGGUAUUAUUACCAAGUUUCAAGUCUCUAUGUGUAUUUAUAACCGAAUUACUGCAAAAAACUCCCAAAAAUUAAAAUUCCUUAAAAGCUCAAAAGUUUUGUUGAUAAUACCGUUAGAAAGUAAAUCAAAAAUUCAACAAAAAAGAUAUCUUGUGAUUUUUCAAUUAAAUCAUUUUUUCUCAUAGAAAACGUCCGUGUUUUUAUAUUAAAUAAUGAAAUCGUAACAUUGUACGUUUUCCCACGUUUUUUUCCAACUUAUGUGCUUUUUUUAUUUGAAAAAUGGCGUUGAAAAUCUAAAAAUAACCUGCCCAUAGUACCAUCUAGAUAACUUGAGCUUUUAGAGAAAUUGCUACAUGGAAAAAUUGGAGCAAGUUCAUUAGGAAAAAAUGUAUCCACAGACAAGAAGAAAAAAAAAAUAAAUAAAAAUUUUAGUAAAACCAAUAGCUCCCUCGAUACGCUCGGAAUCGAAAAUAAAUGAAUGAUUAAAUAUUAUAGUAACGAUAUAUUAAAAUAAAUAAUAAAUACACAAUGAACGAAACAAGACCAUAUUUUUUUUAAAUAUUGUUACCGAAAUUAAUUAUAACAUCAUGAGAUCGUGAUACUACAAACAGCAUAUCGGUUUUACCAAUGACUGUCUAAACUAGUAUCUUUAUUGUAUAUGUAGAUUGAUAUGUAUAAUAUGUAUACAUAUUCCUACAGAUUUUUGGAUUAGUAAAAUUACGAGAUCGCAUUUUAUAAAUGAGAUAUUCGUAUUCUUCAUGACAAAUCGACUCAAUCUUUGCUUUUUUAUAGUAGAGUACUUAAGUCCGUUAUUUAGGUACAUUAUUUUUACAUAAUUCCAAUUAUCAUUAUUUUCUUCUUCUUCUUCUUUCUUUCCUCAAAGGCCGUUUAGUUCUGAUGAAUUACAAACUUUCUUUCGUCUUUCUUUGGCCAGCGUCAUCUUUAUGUAAUUUUUCACACUUCUAUUGUUAGAUUAUUUGCAACUUUAGUAAGAUUUCCGGUAUAAUAUAAAAAUCGAAAAAAUUAAAAUAAUAAAAUCAGGAAUGCCACGGCACGCCGUAAAUAUUAGUCCAUUAUUCCUAUAAUUUUUUCUCAAUUAUUAUGAAACAAAGAACAUAUUGUCUGGCGUCAGUAAACGAUUGAACAUUAUGAAUACGGAUAUUAUUGAAUAAAAAGUUUUUUUAAUCGUGAUUAAAAAAUGUUUCAGAAAUCCACGCGUGAUUGUUAAUUACUGUUUAAAGUCUGAAUAAGUAUCUAUCUUAUGUCUAUGGAUUUAGCCUAUAAUAUCAAGAAUAGAUUAUGUAUAGGUGCGGUAUACUCGUAGGUAAAUGUUUAGUAUGUUCAAGAUGUAAAUAUGAAUUAUUAUGUCCUUAAAAAUUAUAUAACUAUUUAAUUUAUUAACAUACGAGUAGGUACAUUGUUAUGUUAUAUAGCUAUUAUAAUAUUUUAAAAGUUCUAAAUAACGGACGUGUGUUAUGAACGAUAACAAAUAUUUAAUAAUAUGCCCGAUGUUUGGCUGGAUAAUCCGAAGCUUAUGGAAUCUAUAAACCCUAUUUAAUACAACACAAUAUGCGCAUAAUAAUUUCAUUUCAAAGGUUUAAUUCUAUUCAUAUAACAAUUUUUUUUCAUUGAAUGUGCUUUAUUUAUUUUCUCAAAAUAAUUGACAGUACAGUAUUUAGGUUUUGGAUUUUUUAAUCCUUUAGGGCUUGUAAAUUUCGUUGAUGUAUAAUUGUAAAUUUUUCAGAAUAUAAUUUUGAAUUAUAAUAUUAUACCAAUAUUAUCAAAUAUUCUGAUAUUUUAUACGUAUUUUAAAAAUUUAAAAAUCAUUAUUUACUAGGUACGAACUAUGAAUACUUUUCUUUGAAAAAAAAAAUAUAUAUAUAUAUAUUAUACAUUAAAUGAGAGUAUAAUAUUAUAAGGGUGGACAUUUUUUUUUGCAUCCAGCCAUACGUAGUAUCAGGUUUCUAUAUGUAUCAACAAAAAUCAUUCAAAGUAAUUUAGUAUUAAAAAUUUCCGCCAUAUUUCAUUACAUUUUUAUAAUGAAAGUAAGUUGGCUAUCUCCCAAAAGUAUUUUACCUACAUAGUAAUUUGAUUAUGCAUCUGUCUUGUUAAAAAUAUCGGGUGAAAAAGUAUAUUUAUCUUUGUAUUGUAUAGAUUGAAUGUAACGAAGUAUAUAAUUUAUUUCAACUAUAUACAUAAAUUUUUCAAUUAUACGAAUGUAUUUAAAUAAAUGAUAUUGCAAAUAGUUGUGAAUUUUUAAUAUACGUAUUCUUUUUAUGGAUAGUCGACAGCAAAAGGGGAUCUGUUUCCAUAAUGAUGAUCCCACUGCUGUUAUUGUUUAUUAAGAAAUAAUAAUUAAUAUAAGAAAAACUCGUUUACACCUUUGCGAGGCAGGCUAACAAACACAUUAAAAUAUUAAAAAAAUAUAUAUUAGAGUGCAAAUUAAGACACUUUAUUAUAUACAAUCAUGUGAAUUUCGCGGCUGUCGUUGUAAAGAGAAGACCAAAUUGAAGCUCUCUGCUAGUUCCUACCUGUUCCUCUUUCAUUUUUUCUUAUUGACGGCCAGACUUUCUGGGGGAAGGAGGGGGUCUACCCCCAUCGGAGUGCUGGGUGAGCUCUGGCCGAGGACUUUGACCGCAGUGGACUGCCACUAGUCGAGGAAGCGAGUGAGUUCAUUCUUGAUGAACUUGAGGAUGUCCGCUACCAUCAGGAAGCCAUUCAUAUAUUAUUUAUAACAAUAAAUCAAAUACAUUAUUUUAAAAAACAAACAGACAUACUUCUCACAAUAGGUGGACCACUGUUAGAGGUAAGAAAUUAAGAAGGUAGAGGGGAAAUCUAUUUGUAUAUUUGUAUGUAACAAUUAAUCAUUGCUAAUAAGAAACAAGUCUGAGCGGAGUUCGGUUUCACAUGUUUUGAAAAGUCGUAAUAUUUUAAAAUAAUAAAUUUCGUAAAUUUUCCCGUUUUUCAUAAGUUUUUUCCUGAUUUUUGCAUUUAUUAUGAAAACCCCUGGGAAAAUCAAAAAAUAACUUCCUUAAAUACCACUCUAGUCAGAUUUCCUUUUAAAAUCUGAGCAAAAUGUUUGGUAGAAUAGUUAUUCACAUAUGAAAAAAAAAAUAGCAUCAUUCUAAAACCAAUAUUCCAUAUUCCUCACUCCGCUCAGGACCCCUAAAGUUUCAGGAUAGCAAAAUUAUGUGCAAUUAGAAUUAACAAAACAAAAUAUUCAAUUUUCUUUACACUGCAGUAAUUUUAUUAAUUCUUCGUUUUUUUUUUCUUUAAUAUUCCUAAAGUUCUAUUUACUUUUCAUCGAAAUAAAAAAAAGCGUAAACGAAUUUUAUAUGUUCUUUGUGUCAAGGAAAUUUCACUGUAAAUAAAAAUGUGUUUAUCGAAGUCUCAUUUCUAUCAUAUUAUACUCAUAGACGCAACGAGGAGAGAGUGCUAAGAAGUUUUAGCACCCCCCAAUCAGCUUUCUUAUAGCAGUGAAUAAAUAUUUUAUUUAUAUAUUUCAUAAUUAAUAUUGAGCAUCAAAACAAAAUACAGAUAUCCUAUGCAGGCAAUGCGUGUGUGUAUGAAAAAUAAUGUUAAAAUUGUUACCAUAAAUUUGUAUAUGCCUAUAAAAUUGUAAAUAAAAUGUAUAGUUAUAUAAUGCAUAGCCUAUUGUAAGAGUCAUGUAAAAGAGGAUGCAGGGGCCACACCUCCCAUGGGUCUUUGAUGUGUUUAUAAUUUUAACACCCCCAAAGAUGGUGGUGUAGUUCCGCCUAUACUGCGUACAUAUGUUAAUGACAGAACCUAAAUCUGUUCAACUCGAAAAAAUUAAUCGUGAAUUUCCAUAUUUUUUCUACACAAGCCAUGAUAAUCAGAUGAGUUGUUCAGUAAUUUGUUUUAUUUGAAACUACCGAUGCUGUUGAAAUAAUAUUCGUUAUAAUAAAACAAUCGAUACAGAUUUGUAUUUUAAUCUUUAGUAGAUACAUGUUACAUAAUUUCGGUAUGGGUAUCAUUAAUAUAUGUAUAUGUAUACCUACUGAUUUUCAUUUUCCCUCACAAAUAAUUCAUUUUUAUUACAAAAUUUUCGGGUAUUCGUCAACAUACUUCCGGUUUAUAUGCAUAUUACAUUCUAACCUCGUAUUUGUUAUUUUCCAUUUUCUUUGUCAACCUUUUUUAUUCGUCACGCCACUAUACGCUUAUAUCACGUAACACACUACGAGUAUACCUAAUGAGCUAACAGUCAAGCCAUGUAAACCCAUUUAUAUUCACAAAUAAUAUUGGACGCGAUGUUUCAAUAUUCAAUGUGACGAUAUGUAAAUACUGAAUAGUGGGCAUUCUACGCUAAGCGAAAUUCAUAAUCUGUCAAAUAAUAUGUACAAAAUUGAAAUGCUGAAAUAUCUUAAAUAAUAAUCAAAGUGUUUAUAUAAAUAUUUCUCAAAAUUUAAUAUUUAAGAAGUUAAUAAAAACGAAAACUAUAUACAUUUUUAAAAACAAAUCUAACGUUUUUCUUUUGUGCCCUACUUAUAACUUGUAUAUUUUUCAUUUUGAACAUGCAUCACUAACGCAUAUAUUAAACUCAAUAAGAAUUUGGAUUAAAUUUAUAUUUUCAACCACGAUAGUUUAUUGUUUAAAAUAUAAACAAACAAAAGCAGUAGUGGUGCAUUCACUAGCAACGCAAUCCCAACAAAUGCCGUCUUAUAGUAAGCUUAACAUAAUAAUCAUAAUAUCAUAAUAAUAUAAUAAUCGUUAAAAUUAGAUUUACCUAGGUAAUUAAGAACAGUGGCGUAAGUUGGCCUAAAUUUCUGGUGGUGCAGAAAAAUCUUUCAAUUUUUAACCCACCAAUACUCCUUUGUAAAUUACCACUUAAUAAACAAUUUAUUUUUCUGUAGGUGCAAAAUUUUUUUUAUGAAAUAAAUAUAUUAUAAGUACUGAAUUAUUUUAAUAGUAAAAAUUGUAUUAGUAUAACAUUUUAAAAAAAAACUAUAGAUACUUGUCUAAUACAAAAAUAUAGAUUUUUGAAAACAUUUUUAUGAUUUCCUGGUGGUGCAAAUAUGUAAACUUGCAUCACCAUAUUUCAAAUGUGAUAGUGCAACUGCUACAUUUGCACUAACCGAAAAAGUGAUUUCCGAGAAAAAUAAAACCUACAUUCUAAAGUUAAGUAUGAAUCCAUCUAAUGACCAUCUUUAUUCGUAAUACUACCCAUAUAUACUGCAUAUUAUUCUACCAAUACAAAUUUCCAUUUUUAAUCAUUUUAUAAAUCUGCUUAUCGUUGUCAGCUACUAUUUUAAGAAACUAGCUACUUUAAAUUUUUGUUUUCUACUUACGCGUGUGAAAGUUUAUUUUCCGCAAUGAAUUUAAAAAAAACGAUGAAAAAAAAUGCUCUAAUCGAUGAAACCAGUGCAGUUUGUAUUUUACUAGAAAUUAUAUACUAUACUUCGAAUAUCAAAACUUAAUCUUCAAAAAAAUAAUAAAGUAAAAUAAUAUUUAAUACCUACCUAAUAAUAAUUUACGAAUCUUUUUUAUAAAAUAAAAAGUUAAUAAAUAGGCUCAUAAAAUAUGUAUAAUUACUGCUUACUUCUUUUAAUUCUUAGUAAAAGACUUUAUUAUUAUUAUGAUUUUUUUUUUUGUACGCGAGCAUAAUUUUAAAAAAUUUUUUAAAAAUGUUGGCACUUGACUCAAAAAAGGUUCACUGCCCGUGACCAAUACGCAAGAUUCAAAUAUAAAAUCUACAAAAUAUUAAAAACUCGUGUCUUAUUCGACAUCAUUAUCAGAUAUCAACUUAUUAUUGCUUUAUUAUUAUUAUAAUAAUAUUUGUGUAUACGUGCUGAUUUCCAUUGCCGUUUGAUACGAUUGUAAACGAUGUUAAACCAACAUAUUAUGUUAUUCUAAAUUGAAAUAAGAACCCGUCUAGUGCUAAAUAAUUUAACUAAUUUUAAUUACAUUCUUGAAUAGAAAUUAUUUUAAAAAGUAGGAAAAAAUCAGUGUAGUUAUCUCACUUUUGAUAUUCUUUUUGAGCUGUUGGAGUCUAGAACUGUUUAUUCAAUUUUAUUGUAUAAUAUUGUUUUAUUCGUACCAAGGUCUACCGUUUAAGUCCAAAGAAAUCAAUCGAUUUUCUAUUAUAUAUUAUAUCUAUAAUAUAAUAUAGUGUAUAUUAUAAAAUAUCAACAUACCACGCACAUAUUCGAAUACAGUUUUGCAAGAUAAAGUCUGUAAUAUAUUUUUUUUUCUACUUCAAUUUCAUUAUAAAAUAUAGAAAAAAAUAGAGAAAAAUACGAGAAUAUACAUGUAUAUAUACACACACAUGUUUACGUUCGUUACAUCCCUCAUUAUUUUUAAUUGUUUUCUUUACUAAUUGUAAAAGUAGGUAUAUAAGUUUCUCAGGUAUACGUUUUCAGCUGAACGAUUCGACCAUUCGGGUAUCAGUUGUCAAUAUAAAUAUAUAUAUUUUUCAAUUAAUUUUAUAUGAAACAAAGAAUUAAUAAAUAAUAAUCAAAAUGUAUUAUUAUUAUAUUGCGCAUUUUUUGUUAUUGUACUCGAGUAAAAUAUAUUUUGUUUCACUGGAAAAAGCAAAAAAUAAUAAUUAGAAGAAUUAAGAAAGAAGGUUGAUUAAAAUGAAAUUGUUUAAGAUCAGUGGUUCUGUAGAAUUGAUUUCCUCAUAGCCCAUAAUAUUGAAUAGGUUCCUAAGUCACAACUCAUGAAAUAAAUACGACGCAAUUUUAGAUUUUGAGCGGAGCGAGAAAUGUAUUGGUUUUACAAUAAUGUAUAUUUGUAUUUUUAUCUGUGAACAAAUUUUAUACCAACGAUUUCGCUCCAAUUUUUAAUUAUAACACUUUUUCUGAAAAGAAAUCUGACUAGAGUGGUACUUUAAUUUGUUAAAUUCUCAGCUGUUUUCGUAAUAAAUGGGAAAAUCCAAAAAAAAUAUGGGGAAAACUGAGGAAAAACGUAGAAAAAACGGAAAACAGAUACAAUAUUAAACAAAUAUUAUUAAAAAAACUAUACCAGUCUAAUUAAACUAACUUUAGUCUAAUCAGACUAAAGUUAAGGGGGUCAAAAUAACAAUUUUUCCAUUAGCAAAAUAAGAACCACCCUAAAUAUAUAUAUAUAUUCGUAAUAGUUUUCGUUUUUUUGAUAUUUUAUCAAACAAUUAUAAAUCAUUAUUUAUAAGGGGCACGCCCAAGGGCUACGGGGACUACGGUGAUUUAGCCUCUCCAACUUCCUAAAAAUUUAGCGUUAACACAAUUAUUAUUAAUACAAAUCAUAAUGGUUAGUUUCUUUUUUGUUUAACUAUUUUUCAUUUGGAUAAACAUUUCUUAGUAAAAUUAUCAUGUCAAAAUAAAAUUGUUCAAACAAAUUAUACAAAUAUUAAUUACAAUAAAUUAUUGUUAUGUUAGUAUUAUUAUCAAAGUACCAUUGCAACUAAAAUAAUUUAAUUAUUAGUCGUUUGACUUGACUGUGAAACGGUAGUUCAAAUAUUUUACUUGUAUAAUCAUCUAGUGUUUACGAUUCUGUCUGUUUAAGAAAAUCCCAUAAAUAGCAAAAGGAUUCAUCCGUACAACUGCUGUAGAUGUAAUUUAUUUUUGCAAAUAGGUGUAUGCACCAAUAACGUUACUGUCAGAUUUGAUUUACUAACAGGGCUCGUACGCCAAAUACAUGUUCCUAUGUUAGGUGGGGGAGCCUAUUCAUUAUUAUAACAUCAUGUUAGUACAAAUAAUGAUUUAGAUUUUUAAUUAAAUGUUAGCCCAGUGAUACACGUUAUUUUAUUUAGAGUAGAUUGUUGCCACUUAUGUUGACAUGACGGAUAUGGGGGAACACAAAAAGAGAGUAUUUGAAAAGAAGAGCUUUUUUUAUUCUUGAGGAUAAAAUUUUGUAUGAAAGGCAGAUAAACAAUUUCAAGCAGUUUUUGUGGAAAAAUAUUAAAAAAUGGUGAGUAUAGUGCGCAAAGUAAUACUUUAUAUAGCAACGAUUGGUGUGUAGUUUUAUUUUGAUGAAAGUUGCUCUUAUGCUGAAAAAAAUGUAUACACAAUAAUAUUAGAGCUGUAUUAUUAUCAGAAAUUAUUAUAGUGUACGUUGCAAUAUAGUUAUUCAUAGAAUACCUUAUAUAAUAUGAAUUACUCUAUCAUAAAUAAUAGUAUUUCGGGAUUUUUCACAAGCCUAUUAGGAGUAAGACUACAAUUUAUUUUAAAACUACUGUGGUUAAGUGGUAGAAGAGGGUUGCAGCUCUUUUCUAAGCUAUACGAUCUCAUAUUCGACGUAAACAUUAAAAUAUACGGUAUAAUCUAGAGCCAUCACUUUUUUGGCCGAAAUUAUUACACUGUGUUUUUAGAUUUUAAUUAAAUUAUGAAUUCGGAAUUAUGCUCACGUUUUUAAUUUCUAGUAAACUGCAUAUUAUACCAAACAUAUAAAUAUAUGAUAUAUAGGAUAAAUAUUUUUAAUCCAGUGGUUCACUAAAAGUUAAACUAGGAAUUUCAAUAAAUUGAAAGAAUAUAGAAUAAAGAAUUAUAUAGCAUUGGUUCUCAAUAUUUUUUUAUUAUUACGGAAAAAAACGUGAGAAAACUGGGAAAAACGAGAAAAUCGGUGCAAUAUUAAACAAAUAUUAUUUAGGAAUAUAUUUGAUACUUAUUUAAUUAUUUUACCGUAAUAUGACAUAUAUAUUAUUGACUAAGCAUCACUAUCAACUGUACUCCAUUCAGAAUCGUCUUUUCGUUAGCAAUGGUUUAUCCUUGCUUACAGAUAUACAUUUAAUUACGUAUGACACUGCAUCCGUCUCCAUUAUCCUAGGACGUCUUUUUCUUCCCGCUUUUUCCCAUUUAUAAUAAAAAUUUCUAGGAAAACCAAAAAAAUAAUUAUCUUAAAUUACGACUUCAAGAUAAUUCCCUUUUAGAAAAGGUGCUAUACUUGAUACUUCGGAACAAGAUUUCUGGUAGAAUUUUUGUACACAGAAUAAAAAUAAAAAAAGCUGUCCUAGGAGAGGAUUUUAUCAAAACAUAAAAAAUUAAUUGAAUUAUAAAUAUUUGUAGUCGUUAUUCCUGUGAGUGAUAUAAAAACAUACAUACACACAAAAAACAGAAUUUGAUUAUCAUUAUUGUCUCAGGAGAUACAGCAAUGAGUAUAUCUUCGUGAGACACCCUGUAUGUACUAAUUAUUUAUUUAUAAUAAUUUAUGAAUUUUUUUAAUAACCUACCUAAAAAUGUAUAUACAAAUAUACAGAAAUAAAUUGAAAUUAACUAUAAUAUAUUCUUGUAACAUAAAACCUUGUGUUUUUGGAAAUAAUAGGUUUUCUUAUUUAUUUUAGAACUUUUAGUAAAAACUAUGACAGUUCAGCAAUUAGAAAAUUAAAAUGCACAAUUAAUGUAUAUGGUAAUAUUUAAACAUACAAUAAGAGAUUAGGAUCAUAAAUGAAGUUUGUAUUGUUCAUACUUAAUGAGGCCAACUAAAACAAACAAAAUGAAAUUAAAAUAUGAUUAGGUAUAAUAUUGGUGCAAUAGGAAAAAUAAUAAUUAAGAAGAGAUAAAUAAAAAUAGAAGCUACGGAAUAUGGAGUAUAGCUUUUUUUUCAGUACCUUGAAAAUAAUAUUUAAACAUAAGGAAUGAUGUAAAAUUAUUAAAAGUUAAACUAUACCUAAUGAAGUAAUGAGUUUAUUAUAAUCAAUCAUAAUAUUAUAUUAUAAUAUAUAUUAUAUAUAUAUUAUAUUAUAUUUUAAUAUUAUAUAUAUAUCUGAAUUGCUAUAAGUCGUCGAUGAAAACAUUAAAACCUGAUGAAAAUGCGCUAGAACUGUAGACUAUUCAAAUAUAUAUAUAUAUAUAUAUAUAUAUAUAUUAUAUAUUAUAUACUAAUGAAGAAGUAAUAUAAGCUGACUUGUGCUCCAAAUUCGAUUUGUUGAACUAUACCAACAAAAUGAUUGUGUUACAUUAUUUUGAUUCAAUAACCUUUGCUGGUUAAUAUCAAUUAUUAUCGUAACAUUAACAUAUUCUUAACUUUAUAUUUUCAGAAUAUCUUGUUCUACUACGACUUCGAGAACAGUAGCAAACCAUCAGGAGUCAUAUUAUUGGAAGGAAGUUACUGCUCAAAGUUAGAUUUUUCUAGCGGCGCGUCAAAAGUCACUGGGAAAAUCCAUCCAGAAAAUGAGGUUAAAUUUAUAACAUAAUAAUGAAUAAAUAUAUUGCUUAAACAUAAUUAUAAGUAAACAUGCAUAUUAGUCAUAACUUAUUACAAAUUGUGUAAUUGGUAAUUUCAACAGUACUGUUUCGUAAUUUCGUACAACCACAAUCAAAUGCGACAAUACGAGUUCCGUGCAUCGUCGGAAACUUCUUGUAAAACAUGGGUGAACGCACUAAAACAGGCCAGGUAAAGGGAUUAAUUUCAGCUCCAUAAACCAUAUAAUAUCCAAUUUAAAUCACUCUUGUUAAAAGUACCUAUCCAUAUAAAUUAUUUAGUUUCAAUAAAUUACUAUUACAAAAAGAAGAGCUCGAACAACGGCAUUUGCAUUUGCUGCAAGUCGUCGAAAGUGAAAUGACCGCGAAAUGGCAAUAUACUCAACAGUGCGAAGAAUUAGCUACCGAAAUAAAAAAACUCCGUGCAGAAGUAAUAAAUUAUAAAUGAUUUAUAUCCUGUAAUGUAUAUAGUAUCAAGUUCAUUAAAAUAAUUUUGCUUACGAAUCCUAUGAUAAUAUUAUACUCUCAAAUUGUGUAUCUCACGUGUAAUUUUUUUUUUCUUAAAGAUUUAUUUUAUUAUGCUAGUAACUAUUUAUGUAGAAUCUAACCUAAACCUAAUCGAAUAACACGUUCUGUUCAAAUAUUUGAGACUAGAAUUAUUGAAAUCUAAUAAGAUUAACUAUAUCCAACAUUUUUUUAUAAAAAUAUUUUGAAAAGUCAGAUUUAAAAACAAAUUCAUAUUUUCGUGUUUGAAAAAAAAAACAAACAAAGUUUGUAUUAAAAAUACCAGUGGACACCGUACUUUUUGGGUGCCAUUUAUAAUAGGUGUUAACAUUAAAGAAGGAUCUGCGGCCGUUGGCAACAUUCGGCGGCUCUACUACUGGAUCAUUCGAUGGUAUAACUGGUACGUCGUAUUCGCGAAGACAAUCUAGGGAAAGUGUUUCGUUCUCGGAUCCAACCACCUUCAAUCUUCACGAUUCUCUCGAAAUGCGCAAAAUCAAAAAAGUGCAGAGCUUUUUUAGAGGAUGGUUAUGCAGGAGACGAUGGAAACAAAUCGUUGAACAGUACAUUAAAAGCCCUCACGCUGAAAGCAUGCGUAAACGAAAUAGGCGAGUAUAGCAUAUUAUUAUAAUACAAUAAGUUUACAAUAUAAUAUUUUCAUAUUGAAAUUUCUGGAAUAAAUGAAAUUUAGCAUAGUCGAAAUACUUAAUAAAUAAUUUGUGUAGCAAAAUACACAUAUACCAUAAUGCAUGACUUCCUCGAUAAUCGUUUUAUAACUUCAAAUACAUUAUUUAAAGAUAUUAAAGAUAAAGUUUUGUGAGCACUCUGAUAACAACAUUAUAAUAUCUAUUUACAUUUAUGUCUUUUAUGUGACGAAUAAGUUGUUUUCAUGGUUAAUUAUUUAGAAAAUUAAAACGCAAUUAAAUUAAAUACUGAACAUUUUCAAUUAAUAUAUAAGUAUUAAGAAAGAAUCACAUCGUUUUUGUUAGAAAAAAUAAAGUACCUAUAGUGAAGAAACUAUAAUAGUUUUAUGAUGAUGUUUUGUUCUCAAAAAACAUUUUAGGUCUCUAAAAAUGUUCCAAUUUUUUCACGCAGUACCUCAAAAUAUGUGUAAUUUCUCCGGAUAAAUUUACUGUGUAUCAUUAAUCAAAUUUAUUCUUAAAAAAUUUCAAAUUCUAGUAAUAAUCGUUUCCAUUACAACAUUAACUAUUUUAUAAAACAUAACCAAACCAUAAUGUUAUCGUACCUAAUUUGAUUCCCAUAUUGUUGUAAAUGGCGUAAUUAUUAUUUCUGUAUUUAUAACACGGCGCUAACUAUAACAGUUUCUUUUUUUUAAACCGACAGUCUUGUUUUUCGAAUGGUCGAAGCUGAGGAGGAAUACGUAAGCCAACUGGAAGUAUUAGUCACAUGUUUUUUACGACCUUUGCGAAUGGCAGCCAGCUCAAAAAAACCACCGUGUACCCACGAAGAUAUAAGUUCGAUAUUUUUAAACAGCGAGACCGUGUUGUUCUUGCAUCAAAUAUUUUUCAAGGGAUUAACAACAAGAAUGGAAAAUUGGCCCACUUUAAUCUUAAGUAAGUUAACAAUAAAUUAUAAUUUAUCAAACACAGUAAGUGGAUAAGUCACAAUUAUAACCAUACGUAUUUCAAAUUCAAAAAACAAACAUUUUUACGUUUGUAAAUUAUUUAUUUUUUUUUUUUUAUGUUAAAAUUUACCCAAAAAAUGUAUUAAAUUUAAUUAAUAAUCUUCCAAUAUCCCCAAUCAUAAUUACACCUUAAUUCUUAAUUUACGCCUAUUUAACCUUGCUGAUCACAGACAUUUUAUUUACCUACUAUUAUUCUUUAAACUCAUUUCUGGAAAAAUAUACUCUCCUUCUCUUUUGUCUCAACUUCCUUUUAAAUUUUCUCUCCGCCAUACCUGCUCAUCUUUCCCUUUUCUUAAUUUCACUUCCUUAUUCGUCUAAUUAUUUUUUUAAACUCUCUCUAUAUCUCACCUUAUUUACGCUGCCAAGUCAGACCCUUCAUUUAACGUGUAGUUCUUUUUUUUGUUUGCUUUCUUUUUUCAUACUUUAAUUUUUGGGCGUAUCACACAUCUAUUAAAAAAUAAAUACGUAAUUAAAAUGUUAAUAUAAUAAUAAAUUAUUCGUUUUCAUCCUUGGAACCUAUAUUUUAUCAUUUUAAUUUAGACUAUAAUGGUGAACACUUAAUCUGACUCAAUGCGUUUUAUCUAAAAUCUGAAAUACGAAAGAGAUUCUAAUUGAACGAGUGGUAAAAAAUCAUAUAAUCCGUAUUACAGUGGAUAAUCCGGGUUUCGAAUUGAUCACACAUCUGUUUAGGCCGCCGAUAAUGUGUAUUUAUUGUAUUCGAGUAGCAUAACUUUUAAUAUUAAAAAACCACCUAUUGUAAAAAAAUAACAAUAAUAAACCUUUGUAUUCAUAAUAUUCACUUAUCUCUUCAGAAUCCGAACGUAAAUCUCUAAAAAUAUAUAUAAACUAUAUUUAAAAAAAUAAAGUAAUCAUUUUACAGCAGUUUUCUCGGAUAGCCUCUUCAAUUACUUAAAAAAUGACUCGAGUAACGUCAGUUUUUUUUAUAAAAAUAAACAAUAGCAACUCAUAAUGUUUUUGAGCUUUUUUUUUGUCUUGUAUUAAUAUUAAUUUUUCAUCAUAUUGAGAGAAUAUUGUAUAGGACCUUCGACAUCAAGUGGCAGCCAACAUAAAAAAAAAAGCCCUUGGUAUUCGCUUCGAUCUCCUGUAUAAUAACUAUAUAGAAACUUUUCUAUACACAACUUUACUGUGGUAAAAUUAAUUUCGUAAUUUUGUCCUUUCUCGAACUUUUAUUUUAUUUCUGUAUAUUUCUCCGUCAAAAAAUAAUUUUUGGUGCAAUAAUUAUGUAUCUGUUUGAAAUUGAUCUAUAUAUAUAUGGAAAUUGCGCAAAUUUUGAUUUUCUCAAUGUUUUUGGUAAUGCCAAGCCUUUAUCGGUACUAACUUGACGUAUAUAUUACCUAGUCAUAAAAUCUUAAUGGGUCGAAUUUUGUAUAAUAUAAUUUAACAACGAGAUUUAAAUAUGUGUGCAGGUGACCUCUUCGAUAUACUACUUCCAAUGCUGACAAUCUAUCAAGAAUAUGUUAGAAAUCAUCAUUACAGUUUACAAGUAUUAACUGAAUGCAAACAAAAUCCUGCGUUCGUAAACCUUUUGGAGCGAUUGGAAAACAAGCCUGCGUGUCACGCGCGUUCAUUGGAGAACUUUCUUAUAGUUCCAAUGCAUCAGGUAAAACUCUAAUUAUUGUAAUAUAAUCUAUCCAUCUAUCUAUCUAUAAUACAUACUAUAUAAUUUAUAAUAAUAUUAUAUGAUAUAUUUAUAUAUUUAUACAUUAUACAUGUGCGUGCGAAGGAGAUAAGAGAAACAAACUGUCUCACAUCUGAGAUUUUACGCCUGAGUUUUUAAAAAAUGUUUUGGAUAUGAAUUUUUUAAUUCGGAACAGAUUAAUCAGAAAAGGAUUGGUUACACUAUAAUAUGUAUUUUGUCUGUAUGCAAACAACAUUUCGAACAAAAAUCUUGCUCCGAUAUACCAAAUGUAUCACCUUUUUGAAAAAAAAAUAUAUCUAGUUGGUGCAUUAAAGAAGUCCUUUUCCUGGUUGGUUUUUUUUAACAAUUAGGGGAAACCGAAAAAAAAUAUAAAAUGAAAACUGACAAAUUUACAACGUUAUGAUUUCAUUAAUUUUAUUUUGUACGCUUUAUAUUUUAUACCAAAAAUAUUUCUUUAAUAGAAAAAUGACAAAAAUGACAUCUUUUUUGUUGAAUUUUUAAACUAGUUAGUGAGAAAGAAAGUCGUUAUUAACGAUGAUUUUUUUAACCCUGUAGUUUUUUUUAUAAUUAAGUGAAACUGAAAAAAAAACUUAGAAAGAAUUGAAAAAUUUACGACAGUAAAGCUUUUAUUAUUUAUUUGCCUUUUCUAGACGUAAUAAAAUUGUAUACAAAUUUGAGCGAUUUAUAGGCGUUUGAAUUUUUUAAUUUAUAGGCAAGUUUUUCACGUAGUUUUUAUUAAUACCUAAAUAAUUGUAGAUAGCAUUUUUUGACGAAACAAAAAUGUUUGAAAUUUAACACAGGGCUCAAUAUAAGGUAAACUUAGUGGUAAAAAAAAAGGAAGAGUGUUAUGUAGUAAUUUGUUUAUAUAAUGGUUUUAAGAUCAAAUUUUAAUUAAAAUCGUAGAUAUAUAAUUUUUCAAACCAUCAAAUCAUACAAAAUGAAUUUCCUCAGAAUGGUUUUCCGUUAGAAAUGGUUUAUCAUUGUUUAUAAAUAUAAGUUAAAUAACUGUGUGUAUCGUACUUUGCCAAAUACUCACAACAUUGCCUAUCAUUUGUAUCAACUCUUUUUUAAAACGUUAAACUCUUAGGCUCUUUGAUUUUGUGCAUUGGCGGAAAUAUAAGAGAUGAGUUUAGGAGUUUAGCCUCCCAAAAACUCAGCAAGCUCCCCCAAAUUAUGUUCUCAUCAAUAAAAUACUAAGUACAUAGGAGGAGCUACGGGGUAUGCCGGUUAUGCUAAGCACACCCAAAACAUCUAUACUGUCCUGAAAUGGCUGAGCCACGCGUACCACGCGUAAGGGAAAAACCUUUAAAUGAUAUAAUUAAAGUUUGAAUAAAAAAAAAGACGCCCUAGGAUAAUGGAGACGGAAACAGCCACUGUUAUAGGUAAUUUAAUGUACAUCUGUAAGCAACGAUAAACAAUUGUUUACGAAAAAACGAUUCUGAGCGGAGUUCAGUUGAUAUUGAUGCUUUGUCAAAAAUAUAUAUGACAUAUUAUAGUAACAUAAUUAAGUAGACUCUAUACAUUUUCUUAAAUAAUAUUUAUUUAAUGUUGUACCAAUUUCCCCAGUUUUCCUACGUUUUUCCCGGUUUUCCUAUGUUUUUUUCCAGUUUUUCACAUUUUCUGUGAAAAAACCGAAGAAAAUCGAAAAACGACCUCUCUUAAGUGCCUCCCAAGUGAAAUUUCCUUCUAAAAAAAUUACUAUCAUUAAACAUUAGAGCAAAAUUGCUGGUAGAAAAGUUGUCUACAGAAAAAAUAAAUAAACAUCUUUGUAAAACUUCUUCGCUCCACUGAGAAUCUAAAAUAAUUUGUUAAAUUAGAACUGUUUAAUAAUACAAGCUAUCCCACGAAGAUAUACCCCUUGAAUAUCUCCGAAGAUAAUAAAAUUAUGUUUUGUUUUAUAUUACUCACAGGGAUCACUAUUUAUAUUUAAACCAAUUUUGUUUGUUUUUAGUAAAAAAUUUAAAAAUAACUUGUUAUUUAUUAAAUAAUAUUAAAAUUUUCAGAAAAAUAAACUCUACAGAAUUGCAGUCUUAACAUUUUCCAAAAACAAUAAAAUCAAAAGUUAUUUUUUAAAUUUUUUACUAAACACAAAAAAAUUUAAUUAAAAUAUAAAUAUUUGUAUUCCUCAUCCCUGUGAGUAAUAUAAAACAAAACAUAAUUUGAUUAUCUUUAUUAUCUCCGGAGAUAUUCAAGGGGAUAUUCAUGGGACAGCCUGUAUAUUUUAUUUGCAAGUCGAUUUAUCUGUUAUAUCUGAAAUACUCAAGAAGAUAUUUUUUAAGGAGCUCAAUACGAUUUCGUUUUUUGGUUAACGAGAAAAUCUUUCUUCUAAUGGUAAGCAAUAAUCGCUGUAUUUUCACACAUUGUAGAUUCAUCUAAAGUUCAUUGUUCUUUCCUGUCAUCGAGACAUGAAUAAAUAUAUAGAUAAAGUGAUUUAUGUUUUCUUUUGAAAACAUAAAAAAAUAUUUUAUAAUUUAAAAUGAUAUAAUAAUGUAUUUUCAAUAUAAAAAAACCAACUAGUGUUAAAUAUUUACUUUAAGUAGUGAACACAUAUUAUUAUUAAUAAAAUCCAUUCUUUACCAAUUAAACUACAUUGGACCACAUUAUUUUAUUUAGGAUUACCUAUAUUUGAUAUACCAUAAUAUGGCAUGUAUAUAAAUGUAUACACAAUCCGAAUAUACUAAAUAAUAACAAAAACAAAUAUAUACAUAUUAUUAUAAUAUUAUGGAUAACUAAGUCUUCCUAUUUCAAGUCCUAAUCUUAAAAUUUGGAGUAAGAUUUCUGGUAAAAGACAAAAACCAACAAAUUUAAAAUAAUGUAAUCAGUAGCGUUGUAAAUAUUUGUCCGUUUUUCAUAAAUGUUUUUAUCCGGAUUUUUAAAUUUAAAACUAUUAUAAAAAUUGCUUGGAAAAAUAAAAAAAUAACCUUUUCUAUGCAUCAAAUAAAACUAAAAUGCAACAAAAGAGACUUCUUGGCCUAUUUUAAUUGAAGCAAUAAUUUCUGGUAAAAAAAUUGUUUAGAUAAACAAUUAAUAACAAUAACAAUAAAAAAACAAACCUCAUAGUUAAUCUAAUAUAUUCUUCGUUACGUUCAAAAUCUAAAAGCUUUUCAUAAUUUUCUAGAAAAUUGUCAAAUGUCAACAAACUCAAAAUACUAUUUGUAACUAAUUUUUUAUCGUUUUAAACAUACGUAAAAAACUUGUGGAGUAGUUUUUACAAUAUCCAAAAAUAUUUAAAACAGACACGUAUUUUUAAAACAAAUAGCUCCAUUACAUUUAAAAUCUAUUAGAAUAUGUAUUUUAUUACGUUAUUUAAAAGAUAUUCGUUUGAUAAAAUAAUGCCUAUGUUAACAAUAAAGAGUGACACAAAAGCAUUUUUUCGUUGAAAUGAGGCGGAAAAAAACAACACUGUAAUAAAUAAACAUACGUCAAUAAAAGAUCGUCCUAUUACUUUUUUUGCAUACAAAUCGAACCAACUAGUAUACAAAAACAGAUUUAUUGAUAAAUGCAAAUUGAAAAUAUGACAAAUAUUUUAAUAAAAUGCAUUUUAAAUCUGAAAAGAUUUAUUUAGAGAUGAAAAAAAAAAGGAUGUAUAAAUAAUUAUUACAUGUUAUUAUUAUAUGAUAAAAAUACAUUUUAGUGUACCAAUAAUUAUUAUUUAACUGUAUAUUCAAUAGAUAGAUAUUAAUUUUUUUUUCACAGAUACCGAGGUACAUAAUAACUCUCCAUGAGAUAUUAGCGCAUACACCGCAUGAUCAUGUAGAAAGAAAAAGUUUACAAACAGCAUGCCAGAAGCUAGAAGACCUAAGUAGACAAAUCCACGACGAAGUCAGCGAAACUGAGAAUUUACGAAAAAAUCUUUCUAUCGAACGAAUGAUAAUCGAAGGUUGUGAUAUUCUACUAGACGUCAAUCAAAUAUUUGUUAGACAGGGUACUUUGGUUCAAAUGCCCAUAGCAAGGAAGAAGAGCAGGAUACCUCAUUUCAAAACUGAAAGAGAAACGGUUAGGCAAUGUUUUCUAUUCACGAAUCAUAUGAUAAUUACUAGCAGGUAAAAAUUAGUAAUUGUUUUAUAAUAUUUUCAAUUAAUGUCUAUUAAAAUACUAAUAUGUACAAAUGUAUGUAUUUUACUAAUAUACUAAUUUAUAAUUAUGUAUGCACAGGACUACUAGCGGAAAAUUACAUUUAGCUCCUGAAGUCGGUAAAAUAUCUUUAGCGGAUUGUCGUCUAAUAGAGGAUCCCAACGAGAAAGACGACGAUAAUAACACAACCGAUAUGGAAGUUCAAGACGGAAAUAAUGAAGGUACCUUUAUAGAAUUUUUAUUUUACAGAAAUGUUUAACUCCUUAGUAUUUAUUUUGACAGCCGAUGAUUCAGCAGGAACCAGUCAUUCCAGUGAUGUGGAAACGAGUGAUUGUGAAGGAAUAAAAUAUGCAUCUAGUCCAAGUCCAACUCCUAGUCCAAAACCACAAAAUUAUGAUUUUCAACUAUGUGUUGACUGUAAAUCAUCAACGCCUCUUACAGUUCAUUUAUUCGCUCCUUCUCUGCAAGAAAAAACUGCUUGGGUCAGUGAUAUUAGUCAAGUGAGUUAACCCAAAUGUUUAAAUUUAAUAUUUAAUUAAUUAUUAUAUUACUUUACUAUUUAAUGUUCUUUCUAUAAUAUUAGUGUAUUGAAAACUUGAGAUUUGACGCAAUGCUUCGAAAUUCUAUGUCAGAUACAUCUUCUGUGACAAUGCCACAUUCAAUGCGCAAUGAUCCAAAACUUUUUAAAGAUGAUAAAGACAUAAAAUUUAGCAAAUAUUACAAUUCUUGUCGGGUACAUUUAAUAAUAGUUGAUUUGACAAAAAUAUAUUGUUUUCGUGUUAAUGAAUGCCUAUAUUUUUAGAUUCCCCGUAUUCAUCAUGCUACAAAAGAAAAAUUGAUAUCCAGGCUGGUGGAUUUACGGUUUUUGUCAAUCGAUUUUCUCAAUACAUUCCUUCUUACAUAUAGGGUUUUUACUGAUGGUGUUACAAUAUUGGAAGCAUUGAAAAAAGUGUUUUAUAAUAAUGAAGUAGACGCAUUUGAAACUAUUGGCCAAGCAACCAAUAAUACGUAAGUUAAUGAAGAAAUACAUUUUUCUUUUGUGGAAAUAAUGAAGCAGUUUAUUUUAAUGUUUUUUUUAGGUCUUUGGAUCGAAAUGAAUUACAUGACAAUCAUCAUCUCACCACUGGCGAUAGAGACCGAAGAAGAUCUAGUGUUAUUUCGUCACCCCGAAGAACUAGUGCCGCCAGUUCUGUAUCUGGUAUUCAUUCUAAAAAACGCUCACUGGAGCGUUCUAUAGUACUUAUGUGUCUAACAUAUGUUUUAUAUUAAUUUACAGGUUAUGGAUCGGAAAAUAGUGAAAGAGAUAGAAGUUCCAGUAUAGAUUAUCAGCCCUAUCAAAAAGGAGGAAGAAAAUUUAGUUUCCGAAUACGUGAGUGUUGAGUACCUGCUUAGAUGUAUAAAGUUAAUUGUAUUUUUCAAAUAAUGGUUUUUAGUUGAAGAAGAGGAAAGAAGAAAUAAGAUCAAAGUGUCUGACGAGUACUGUUCAACGGGCAGUUUAUCUCAACAGUCUUCGCCAAGGCGAAAAGUCAGCAUUAGAAUCGAAGAUAUGGGUGACAGUUGUCAUUUGGCACCGCCUACUAUGGUUAAAGCAACUUCAUCUUCUAGUAAUGAAACUUUAACUGGAGGUUAGAGUUAAUAAACAAAGUAUGUUUUAGGUUUUUAAUUAAAAUAUUUACUUUGUCUUACAGAUAACCAACCGACAGUAGUUUCAACAUCUCCGUGUAGCAAUAACAGUAGUUCAACUCUAAUAGCGACAAGUUCCAAUUGCGAUAAAAGUUCUAAUGACCGUAAGAACCCUAGUUCACCAAAAAUAUCUCCACCAGAACGCAAAACACAAUCUCCUUCAAAAUUGCAUGGUUUUCCUAUUCACCAUGGACAUGCGAUCAAAAUUGGAUCCAUAAUAUCUGAUGCAGCUAAAGAAUUCGUAGAGAAGUAAUAUUGAUCUUGCUUAAAAUAAACUUCAUCAUAAAUUCUUAUUGAUUUUUUAGAUUUCAUUCAGAAAAACAUUUUUCCACACCACAACCUUCGCGUAGGAAAAGUUGGUUCAAUCACGAUAGUACUCCGGUAACGAGGAAAAAGAGUUUUGGACUUUGCGAUGAUGAUAUGGGCAAUAGUGAUGAAAAUGGGUGGCUUAAUAAUAUUCAUAGUGCGUCUUCAUCGAGAUCGGCUUCGUUAGCUAAUUCGAGUAUUGCCCAGGUAUUUCGUAUUGUCUAUAUACAUUGUAUAAACUAAAAUAUAACAUACUAUAGUUUGGGUUUCUCUACAGUAUUUCUCUAGAAGAAAAUCGUUUGCUUGCGCUGGUGAUGCUGAUGGUUGUUACAGUGGAAGUAUUUCACAAAGAACCAGUAUGCAACACGAUAGCCCUCCACUGUCUAGUCGAGCCGGUGUCGUGAUAACGUCCUCAAGACAAUCGAAAAGAAGGUAAACCAAUAUAGUUGAUGCUCAAAACAUAUUACUUUUAUUAUGUUAUUUAUUACCUGAAAAAGCGUGGGACCAACUAAUCACUUAUGUAUAGGAACUUUAAGCAAUUUCUAGUAAAAAAAAUAAAUAGGUCCUGCGCUCAAAAAAAUAUACCUAUACAAGCCCACAGCUGUAAGAUGGUUCUCAUAUGUUUUACACGUGUUUUGUUUUAUUUUUGUGUUCAGAACUGGAAGGCCGGAGUUUUGGUAAGUGCUGUGGAUAUGCACAAUGUGAGAGGUCUGACAUUUGAAAAUCGGCAUUUCUAUGAUGGGGUUUUUAUUUAAUUUUAAUUUUUAAUCUCGUAUUUCUGCAUGAACUUAUUACUUAUGGGCUACAUACUUUUUUGCUGCUCUAUAUUAACUUAAAAGGCUACCUUUAAUAUUAUAAAACUUAUUUCUCCCACACUGUACAGAAUAUUUGGUUUUAGCACAAAAAGAACCAAAAUAGUGUAUUAUUACGGGGUCUUCCAGUAUUUUAGAACGAUUAAAGGAGGAAAAUAUAUGCAUGAUGGACUCUAUAUAGCAGUUAGCUAAAAUGUUUGAUAUACACACCCUAGUAGUAAUAAUAAUAUAUUAACAGCGUUCUAGAGCUAAUAAUUAUACUUAGUUAUCCCAACUGGUCCCAUCGCCACCAGAACUAUUUAGUUUAUAAACUGUAAAUCCUUUGUUGUGUAACGGCCAUUACAAAGCCAACCACUCCAGACUAAUAGAAGUAGAGUUUACUUUCUAAAUUUAAGCAAUGUUAAAUAUACCUAUUAUAACUUAUAAUAAAUAGUUAUAGUUUGUUUUUGACAAAAUAGAGAACACCUCUAACUCCUGGGAAUGUUUCCGUGCACGUGUUGAUAGUUUUUCUUUCAAGUAUCACAUUGAAUCGAUUCUAAUCCAUCUGCCUCGUAAUCGAGGCAUACGAGGUGUGGCUAUUAAAUAACGAGACUUGUUACGAAAAAGUGUUUUAUUAUAAGAAUUAUUCUACAUUCAAAUGCUCCCCUUCAAUAUACUCCCCUCCCCUCGCCACACACCGUUUCAUUCGUUUCUUCCAUUGCUCGAGGCUGGAAGUCUGUUUUCGUAAGACCAUUCAGGAGUUCCGCCGAUUUUUGUUUCACCUCUUCCAUCGACUCAAACCGGAUUCCUUUUAAGGCAGACUUUAUCUUCGGAAACAAGUAAAAGUCGCAGGGUGUCAAGUCGGGUGAGUAAGACGCGUGUUAGAGUACUGAAGUGCCUUAAGCGGCCAAAUAACGCUUCACGCUUUAUCCUGGUGCAAGAUCCACGACUUGUUUUUCCACAAUAUCGACCGUUUCUUACGAACUCAUUCGCGCAAUGUUGCCAAAACUGUCAAAUAGUAAUGUUGGUUCACAGUUUGACCCUCUGGAACCCAUUCAGUCAUCACGAUGCCGUUGAUAUCGAAGAAAACGGUUUUGAAUUUGGAUUACGACUGAAUUGGAUUCCGGUGCACUCUCGACCUUCAGAAAAUAAUUUAUGCCACUCAAAAACACGCGCCCGAGAUAGGAAAUCCUCACUAUAGGCCUCUUUUAACAACUUAUAGCACUCAGUUGGAGUUUUUUUUAGUUUAACGAGAAAAUUUUAUGUUUAUCCGUUGCUCAUGUUUUUCGUCACACAUGCAUUUCGGCACGAGAAAAAAACACGUUCGUUUCAAAUCACUACUGCACAAAUACUAUAAUAGUGACGAAAAUGUGUUUUGGUACGUGCAUAGAUAAGAUAUCUGGAUACCCAACGCAUUACUCGUUUUUUUUACUACCCAUCUAGGGCGCCCUCUAGGCGAGUAGUCUCGUUAUUUAAUAGUCACACCUCGUAUGUUCACACUUUAACUAAUACUUUUAUACUUCUUUUUUUUUAUGAUUUCUACUAUUAUUAUUUAAAUAAUAUCAGUGUAAAAUAAUUCUUCAGUACAUAAAAUUAAAAAUUUCGAUUCAGUAUAAUUCAAAAGUUCAACACACGUCUUUCUCGGCAAUCAAAGGAUAGUUUGUCUAUAAACUGUGUCAUUAAUAAGCAAUGUUACUUUAUUCAAAGGAGUAGCACAUCUACGGCUGCGGCAGCAUUCGCUAUUGCUACGUCAGCUUCGAGUAAUCCGCGGGAACUCUCUCCGUUACAUGAUCCCAGAUGCUGUUCAGUAGAACGAAAACGAAAAGAGUCUGUUAUGUCCACUGCAGCUACAAUGCGGGUAUUGAAUGUUUUAAAACAUUGGAUAUCCAAGCACCCACAAGUACAAUUAAAUAAACUAAAACCAUCAUUAUAAGUACUAAUAAUGUUAUGCAUAAAAACUUUAGGAUUUUGAAAAUGAACCACGUCUAAAAAAUAUGACCAUAGAGUUUUUGGAAGAUAUACUUUUCAGCCCUAAUCUGUUACCAGCUGAGCACAAAAUAGCUGGUCAAUUAUUAAGAUUGCUCACGAUGCAGGACGAAACAAAAAACCCGAUUAUUGAUCUUAACGCUUUGUUGAAUCCCAUUCAGGUACUGUAAUAUUAUAUUAAUAAAUUAUUUAGGUUUUUUAAAACUAUUUAUAAAUUAUAUAAACUAUAUCGGCUUUUGUAGAAUUAUAACUAAUUACAGAAUUAACUAUUAACGGAAAUACUUAUAUAUAUAAAUUAUCUUGAAAAUUAUAUAAUCUAGUUUACUAAUUAGUAAAUCAGAAUGCGGUUAUAUUUAAAAUAAACUGAGAAAUAUUUGUAUACAAAAAUAAGAAAAAAAAAUUAAUUAUACUAAUUUAUUUUUUAUUAACAUAAAAAUAAUUUUUUUUUUCAGAUUCCUAGUGCUGAAAAUACUGAUACAUUGUCUGCAUUGGAAAUCGCCGAACAGAUGACUUAUAUGGAUCAUCAAAUAUUUAUAAGAAUCCAAAGCCAGUAAAUACUAUUCUCUUUUAAUAACAUUUCUUUGACCGGAAAUGUGUUAUUAAGUCGGUGGUGGUCAAAAAUGAUUAAUUCAUAGAGAGGAAGGGGGGAUAAGGAAAAAUCAAAAAGUAUUUUAAUGUAUAUAAUUUUUUUUUCCUAGCUAUAAAGAUAUAUUAUAAAAUUUUAAGAAAAAUGAAGCAAUAUGGAAAUAUAUCCUCACUCUCCUUGUUUGACUAUCACUGAAUCAAGUUCCACAUCACAUUUCCAAACAAUUAUAUAACCAUUAUAAAUUUUAAUUUAUCUAUUAUAUUUUUAAAAUAUUGUCCGAAACUUAUAUAACUAUACCAGUAUGAAUAUUUACUUAGGCACUUUACUAUUUUUGGAAUACUUCAUAAUAAUUUAUCAUCAAUCAUCUACUUUUUAUUAAAGUGCAAAAAUAAUAUAUAAUUAAAAUAAUUAUAAAAAUAAAAUGAUUAAAAUGAAUUUUGAAUAAAUAUAAAUAUGUAGUUUAAGACUUUAAUUACAGUUUAUAAUAAUAUUUACAAUUAGAUGUUCUGUAUAGUAUCAGAGACGUAUUCAGAAAUUUAGCACCCGGAUGCUAAUGUUUUUCUAACCCCCUCCCCCACACCCGAAAAUAAUUAUUAGAUUUUUUCCACCUACCGAGCGCGUCUGAGCUUACUUUCCUGUGACUACCCGGUAUCGUUAUCCUUUUUAGAACAAACAUUAGGAAAAAAAGAAAGUAGAUUUCAAACUAUUAAUAAACUAAAUAAUAUAAAAUAUAUUUGGUUAUUAUCCACUAUAAUUACAAAACUCAUUUAUAUGUCAUCAUACUCUAAUUUUUUUGUAAAGUCUGAUUCGAUGUUUAAUAUGGCGAUACUGUUUAGUAGUUCAUCAGUUAUCCUCGAUCGCAAAUAACUUUUAAUUAAUUUUAAUGCACUAAACAAUCACACUGAAGAGCAGUUUGACACGGGACAACAUAGAUACAUUCUUAGAGCGAUAUUUACGUUACGGUAUAUGUCUUCAAAUCCUUCAAAUCUUGUCUAUACUCUAUAGAUGUUACAAUCUUAGAAUAUUCACCAAUUUAUAUAAUUUUUAAUUUUUAUUAACAGAAGAUGGGUUAUGAAAAAAUUUGAUGCCGCCCGAAGCGAUCUCCCCCUCUAGUCCCUCCCCCCUAAAUACGUUACUGAUAGGUAUACAUUUUUUAGAUUUAACAGAUCAUUAAAAUCUUCUCUGAUCUAAUUAAUUAAACACAUUCAAUUAAAUAUUACCUAUAUUUUAUGAAAUAUAUGAUAUUGAAUAAGUACCUAACUUUUGUGGUGCUAUCAUUUGUAUACUUUUAUUUUGUUAGGGAAUUUUUUGGUCGUGCUUGGAUGAAAGACGAUAAACAUAUCAAAGCACCGCACAUCAUUCUAAUGACUAAGAGAUUCAACGAGAUAUCACAACUGGUCGCUUCAGAAAUCAUGCGUAAGCCCAACAUUGCUACCAGAGUAGUAACUAUAGAAAAGUGGGCCGCAGUCGCCGACAUAUCCCGGUGCUUGCACAAUUUCAACGGUGUGCUUCAAAUAUGCUCAGCGUUUACCAACAGUUCCGUAUUCAGAUUAAAGAAAACGUGGGAAAAAGUGUCAAAAGCCGUACGUAGAAUAUUAUAUUUCUCAAAUGUAUAAUAAUAUCUAACCAUAAAACAAAAUAUCAUAUUUUAUUCUACAAAAACAAUUAUUUUUAUUUUUGCAAUAUUUGAAUAAUAUUAUUACAUACCAAUUAAUAUUUCAGAAUGUGUAAUUAGAGUGUUUUGCAAUUGUGUUUGUCUCCAUUAACCCUUUCACUGCACUUUUAAAUUAUUGUACACUAACAAAUCAAGUAAUUUUAGUUUCUGAGUGAAGUAAAGGAGCUUAUGGUUUUACAAAGAUGUUUAUUUUAUAUUUUCUGUGGACAACUUUUCUACCACAGGACUUGCUCCGAUUUUUACGUGUAGCAACUUUUCUGAAAGGAAAUCGGUAUGGGAAGGUACCUUAUAAAGGUCAUUUUUCGAUUUUCUCCGGAGUUUUCUGAGCAAAUAUGAAAAACUAGAAAAAACAUAGAAAAACCGAGAAAAACCUAGGAAAACUGGGGAAAUCGGUAAAACAAAUAGUAUUAAAAAAAAUAUAUAGCGCUUAUUUAAUUGUUUUACUAUAAUACGACAUAUAUAUUGUUGGCAAAGCAACACUAUUAACUAAACUCCGCUCAGAAUCGUUUUUUCAAUCAAAAUGAAUUUUGAUUUGUAUUGACUCUUUUAUUUUUGAUAGUUAAUUCAUCCUUGGAAGAACAAUAAAUUAUUAUUUUUAUUUUUGUUGUCAGUUUAUCAGAUUUUAUCAGAUCAAUGGCUUAUCAAUGAAAUUUGUUAUGUACAUCAAUAGCAGUGAAAGGGAUUAGCAUUUUUCCUAAUUUGGAUUUUUGAAUUUUAUACUUUAUUUAAAUUUAUAAAUAUUACAACAAGUUUACCAUUGUGAUACAAUAUUUAUCUUUAUUUAUAUAAUAUUUAUAUUUAUGAUAUUUGAAAAUAUAAUAUUAAUAAUAGACAAACAAAAUAUUAUCCGGGACAAACACGAUGAAAAAUUCUAUAAUAACUUUAAUAGAACAAUAAAACUUAUUUGAUAUUUGUCCUACUUCACACUACCUAUUUUCAUGUAGACGAAAAUAUCAGUUCAAAAACUUCAGGUAAUCGUCUCAUCCGAUGGAAGGUUUCGAAAUCUUCGUGAAGCUCUACACCGAUGCGACCCGCCUUGCAUUCCGUAUUUAGGAAUGUAUCUAAGUGAUUUAUCGUUUUUAGAAGAAGGAACACCAAGCUUAGCAGACGAUGGUCUACUCAAUUUUUCUAAAUUACGUAUGGUAUGUGUAUAAUCACAACAUUAAGUUAUUUUUCAAUAAAAUAUUAUGUUACACAAUUUUAAAAAGUCGAUAUCAUAUUAUACUUUGUACCAUGGUUGUAGCACUUAAAUAGUUGAGUAUUUACAAAGUAAGAUGAAGUAGGAUGAACCUAAUUUCAAAUUUUCGAAUAUUUUUACUAAACUAGAAAAAUCCUACUACCAUAAUAACAAAUAAAACUAAAAAUAAAAAGACUCAAAAAUUUCGAAUGAGAAUAAAUGGCUCAAAAAUCGUUAGAAUGUUUUUAAAAUUAUCACUUCUAGAAAGGGCUAGUAUAAGUUUGGCGAAAAUUGCAGGCCUCUAAAAUUAUUCUUAAGUUUUAAUUGAAUCACCUAUAACAAAAAAAAAAAAACAGAAAUCAUUGUUGUUUAAAUUUCACGUUUUUUACGGUUGAGAAUGACUUUGGAGGUUAGUAAUAAGUUGCCUAUACCAAUUAAUUUCAUCAAAAUCAGUUCAGUCGUUAAACUCUGAAAACUUAACAUACAUUACAUAUAGAGUUAUUCUCACAUAUAUAAUAUUAGUAAUACUAAUAUAAUUAUUAAUUACUACCCUCUUUCCAUAUAACAUAAUACAUUUUUGAAAAACAGAUUCAAAAAGUAUAUUUUAGAUCCCCCCCCCCAAAAAAAAGUUAGUUGAUUUUACUAGGUUAGGUAUAUCAUAGAAACUCCAUAAUUGAUCUAAAUAAUGUACAUUAAUUAUUUGUAUAUUUGUCUCUUGUAAAUAUGUAUAAAAACAAAAUUAGGUCAUAAAUUAUUGUACAUUUUUAGAUCGCGCACGUAGUACAAGAAAUCCGUCGAUUUCAACAGACACCAUACAAAAUCGAUUACCAAGCUAGGGUAGCCAACUAUCUAUUGGACACGUCGUUUCUGAUGAACGAGGACGAAUUGUAUACCAAAUCAUUGGAGAUCGAACCACGACCGUCCCGGUUAAGCAUCACGAAUCUGUCGAAUUCACCACAUCAGGGCAGCAGUGGUGGUAGCCAAUGACGGCGGUUCAGUGCCAAGGGAAAUCUGUCAUCCGCGUGCUUUAAGUGAAUACGACUUAUUUUGCGCGACGAAGAAUGCUGGUGGCGGCAGUGGCACGAUAUUAUAUUACUAACCAAUAUUAGGAUAAUUUCAAUUUUACUUUGUGUCCCAAUAUCAUAUGACAACCUUUUAACGACCAUUUCGAUUUUUUAAUUCGAUAUGACUGCCGAUAUCACCUCGCCGCCACAUUUACCGCCGUCUCCUGUUAGGUAUUUCGAUCACUUCACGCACGACUUCACGAUAAUACGAGUAUAUAAUAUCCAUUGUAUUAGAGAUUUCCGCUUGGCCUCACUGCCAUAAUACUGUGCCUUCGCUACAUAAAAGGUUUUUUCAAUAACCAUAUUACAUAAUAAUUUAUAAUCGGUAUUGUUGUUUAGUAUUUUAUAUAUGCAUUUUAUUCUAAUGUAAAUUUUACUCAAAUUUUUCGU